Messenger RNA from Coregonus sp. 'balchen', 44958 nucleotides. The record is from the annotation of a GenBank genome assembly. Lineage: Eukaryota; Metazoa; Chordata; Actinopteri; Salmoniformes; Salmonidae.
AUGUUUGGGAAGAAGAAGAGGGCUCCAUUGCCAAAGGGCCAGGGCGCAGCUGCAGCCAAACAGGUGAGGGACACAUCCCCUGUGUUUGUGGCAUGACGUAACAUGACAACGAGGAGGCUGGCUGGCUAACAUGACAACUGGCUGGUUAACCUCUCUCACACACACAUACUAGCUAUCCUAUCUCACUGUUCACCAUCCUUGGUUCCAGAUGGGUUUGUUUUUGGACUUCAACCCAGAGGAGAUGACUCAGGACAUGGAUGAUCCAACUGUGGAUGAUGCUGAUCUAGAGGCCGAGUUAUCAGCUCUCACAGGGGGAAAGCCUACCGCAGGGAGGCUAAAGCAGAAAGGUACGUCUCCACACACUUGAGGCAACUAUACAGCCUUCAGAAAGUAUUCAUACCCCUUGACUUUCUCACCCAUCUACGCACAAUACCCCAUAAUGACAAAGUGACAUUUACAUUUUAGUCAUUUAGCAGACGCUCUUAUCCAGAGCGACUUACAGGAGCAAUUAGGGUUAAGUGCCUUGCUCAAGGGCACAUCGACAGAUUUUCCACCUAGUCGGCUCGGGGAUUAGAACCAGCGACCUUUCGGUUACUGGCACAACGCUCUUACCCACUAAGCUACCUGCGUUUGUAGAAAUUGUAGCAAAUGUAUUUUAAAUGAAAUACAGAUAUAUCUCCUCUACAUAAGUAUUCACACCUGUGGCGAUGAAAGCUUUGAGGCUCCUUGGGUAUGUAUAUCAGCUUUGCCCAUCUGGAUUUGAGGAUUUUCUCCCAUUCUUCCUUGCAGAUUUUCUGAAGCUCUGUUAAGUUAGAUGGGGAGCGGCGGUGAAUAGCAAUCUUCAAGUCUUUCCAUAGCUUUUCAAUGGGAUUUAAGUCUGGGCUUUCCAGCGUCGCUUUGGCGGUAUGCUUGGGGUCAUUGUCCUGUUGGAAUGUAAAUCUUUGCCCCAGCUGCAAUGACUCCAACCAAACGCUUCCUGUAGUUGUUGAUCAGUCUCUCACGUUGCUGUGGAGGAAUUUUGGCCCACUCUUCCACGCAGAACUGCUUUAACUCAGUGACGUGUGGGUUUUCAAGCAUGAACUGCUAGUUUCAAAUCCUGCCACAACAUCUCAAUUGGGAUUAGGUCUGGACUUUGACUAGGCCAUUCCAAAACGUCCAAUUUGUUGCUUUUUAGCAAUUUUCAUGUAGACUUGAUUGUGUGUUUUGGAUCAUUGUCUUGCUGCAUGACCCAGCUGCGCUUCAGCUCACAGACGGAUGGCCUGACAUUCUCCUGUAGAAUUCUCUGAUACAGAGCAGAAUUCAUGGUUCCUUCUAUUAAGGCAAGUCGACCAGGUCCUGAGGCAGCGAAGCAUCCCCAAACCAUCACACCACCACCACCAUGCUUGACCUUUGGUAUGAUGUUCUUACUGUGGAAUGCAGAGUGUGAUUUUCACCAGGCAUUACUGGAACCAUGUCGUACAAAAAUGUAUACUUUUGAAUCAUCUGUCCAUAGAACGUUCUUCCAAGAGUCUUGAUGAUCAUCCAGGUGCUUUUUGGCAAACUUGAGUCAACUUUUUGGUCGAGAUUGGUCCCAUUAUGCCUGGCGAAAACCAAACACUGCAUUCCACAGUAAGAACAUCAUACCAAAGGUCAAGCAUGGUGGUGGUAGUGUGAUGGUUUGGGGAUGCUUUGCUGCCUCAGGACCUGGACGACUUGCCUUAAUAGAAGGAACCAUGAAUUCUGCUCUGUAUCAGAGAAUUCUACAGGAGAAUGUCAGGCCAUCCGUCUGUGAGCUGAAGCGCAGCUGGGUCAUGCAGCAAGACAAUGAUCCAAAACACACAAUCAAGUCUACAUGAAAAUUGCUAAAAAGCAACAAAUUGGACGUUUUGGAAUGGCCUAGUCAAAGUCCAGACCUAAUCCCAAUUGAGAUGUUGUGGCAGGAUUUGAAACUAGCAGUUCAUGCUUGAAAACCCACACGUCACUGAGUUAAAGCAGUUCUGCGUGGAAGAGUGGGCCAAAAUUCCUCCACAGCAACGUGAGAGACUGAUCAACAACUACAGGAAGCGUUUGGUUGGAGUCAUUGCAGCUAAAGGUGGCACAACCAGUUAUUGAGUGUAAGGGGGCAGUUACUUUUUCACACAGGGGAAUUGGGUGUUGCAUAACUUUGUUUAUGAAAUAAAUAUGUAAUUGUUGUGUUUAAUUGUUCACUUAUGUUCCCUUUAUCUAAUAUUAGGUUUUGGUUGAAGAUCUGAUAACAUUCAGUAUCACAAAUAUGCAAAAGUAGAGAAAAUUAGAAAGGGGGCAAAUACUUUUUCAUAGCACUAUGUGUAGAUGGGUGACAGAAAAAUUAAAUGUAAUACAUUUUGAAGUCAGGCUGUAACACAACAAAAUGUGUAAUAAGUCCAGGGGUAUGGAUACUUUCUGAAGGCACCGUAUAUGUAUUUUAAAUAUGUCAAAUAAAAUCCAUUAAUUCAUUUAAUGAGAAAAUGUCUACGUUUUUAAUUAGCGAUGAAAUCCUCAUUAGGGAACAGUGCCACUGUAUGUCCCACCACCUUUAAUGUUUUUGUUGUGUUGAUGAACGGAGGUGAGGAGCGUCAAGCAGCGUGGUAAAAACAUUACUCUUUGGAGGAUCAUAGGUCAUCCACACUCUACCUCCUUGUAAUCACAUCUUUUUUUUUUUUUAUCGCAAGAUGAACCCCCUGUUAAUUUAUAAAUGUAUCCCGCUGAUUACUUCACUGAUACGUCUCAUUCAUUGAUAUGUCUCCCUGUCCUAGCCCCCUUACCUAUGGAGAAUAUAGCCAGAAUGGCAGAGGAGUGUAUGAAGGAGAUAUACCAUGAUGAUGAGGAUGAUGACGACCUGGAAGAUGAUGAAGAUUUACUGGUAACUGUUUUGGGUUUAGCUCAAUCUAUUUUUGAUGAUCCUUUACUUAUUUUGAUGGUGUUUGUGUGUGACUGACAGUUUGUGUGUGUGUGCGUACGACUGACUGUGUUGUGUGUCGCUGUGUCGCGUUCACCCUGUGAUAAACACGUUGUUUUUUGCCUGACUGCCUGUUACCAGGCUGAGCUGCAGGAAGUAGUGGCCGAUGAGGAAACGGAGGAUGAUGUGACCCCCACCUCCCCGGAAGAGACGCCACGAUCACCACCACAGGUAACUCACAUCUCCUGCCUACAGAAACGCACACUAAAAGUUGUAUCUGCAAUGCCAGCGUGUGACUUUAGAUUCGACAGUGUUAGCUGUGUGUAUGAAAUACUGAAGCAUACAAUAAGUAUUAUGGUCUUGUUACUCACAUCACUAAUCAGAGUAGCAUCAACUACAUGCAAACAGCACUUCAUUUCGAUUUUCAACAGACUCUGGCAAACAAGUGGAGUGAAAUACUAUUUUACGAUACUAGAAUGUGUGAAUCCUCUUUCACUUAUGUCACAAUACUGGAUUUUGUCAGUUUGAAAUGGCUGAACUUAAUAGUAGCACAUGAAAUAGACUGCUUGUGUUAGUUUGUAUAAGGUAUAAUAGUAGCACAUGAAAUAGACUGCUUGUGUUAGUUUGUAUAAGGUAUAAUAGUAGCACAUGAAAUAGACUGCUUGUGUUAGUUUGUAUAAGGUAUAAUAGUAGCACAUGAAAUAGACUGCUUGUGUUAGUUUGUAUAAGGUAUAAUAGUAGCACAUGAAAUAGACUGCUUGUGUUAGUUUGUAUAAGGUAUAAUAGUAGCACAUGAAAUAGACUGCUUGUGUUAGUUUGUAUAAGGUAUAAUAGUAGCACAUGAAAUAGACUGCUUGUGUUAGUUUGUAUAAGGUAUAAUAGUAGCACAUGAAAUAGACUGCUUGUGUUAGUUUGUAUAAGGUAUAAUAGUAGCACAUGAAAUAGACUGCUUGUGUUAGUUUGUAUAAGGUAUAAUAGUAGCACAUGAAAUAGACUGCUUGUGUUAGUUUGUAUAAGGUAUAAUAGUAGCACAUGAAAUAGACUGCUUGUGUUAGUUUGUAUAAGGUAUAAUAGUAGCACAUGAAAUAGACUGCUUGUGUUAGUUUUGUAUAAGGUAUAAUAGUAGCACAUGAAAUAGACUGCUUGUGUUAGUUUGUAUAAGGUAUAAUAGUAGCACAUGAAAUAGACUGCUUGUGUUAGUUUGUAUAAGGUAUAAUAGUUAGCACAUGAAAUAGACUGCUUGUGUUAGUUUGUAUAAGGUAUAAUAGUAGCACAUGAAUAGACUGCUUGUGUUAGUUUGUAUAAGGUAUAAUAGUAGCACAUGAAAUAGACUGCUUGUGUUAGUUUGUAUAAGGUAUAAUAGUAGCACAUGAAAUAGACUGCUUGUGUUAGUUUGUAUAAGGUAUAAUAGUAGCACAUGAAAUAGACUGCUUGUGUUAGUUUGUAUAAGGUAUAAUAGUAGCACAUGAAAUAGACUGCUUGUGUUAGUUUUGUAUAAGGUAUAAUAGUAGCACAUGAAAUAGACUGCUUGUGUUAGUUUGUAUAAGGUAUAAUAGUAGCACAUGAAAUAGACUGCUUGUGUUAGUUUGUAGAAGGUAUAAUAGUAGCACAUGAAAUAGACUGCUUGUGUUAGUUUGUAGAAGGUAUAAUAGUAGCACAUGAAAUAGACUGCUUGUGUUAGUUUGUAGAAGGUAUAAUAGUAGCACAUGAAAUAGACUGCUUGUGUUAGUUUGUAGAAGGUAUAAUAGUAGCACAUGAAAUAGACUGCUUGUGUUAGUUUGUAGAAGGUAUAAUAGUAGCACAUGAAAUAGACUGCUUGUGUUAGUUUGUAGAAGGUAUAAUAGUAGCACAUGAAAUAGACUGCUUGUGUUAGUUUGUAGAAGGUAUAAUAGUAGCACAUGAAAUAGACUGCUUGUGUUAGUUUGUAGAAGGUAUAAUAGUAGCACAUGAAAUAGACUGCUUGUGUUAGUUUGUAUAAGGUAUAAUAGUAGCACAUGAAAUAGACUGCUUGUGUUAGUUUGUAGAAGGUAUAAUAGUAGCACAUGAAAUAGACUGCUUGUGUUAGUUUGUAGAAGGUAUAAUAGUAGCACAUGAAUAGACUGCUUGUGUUAGUUUGUAUAAGGUAUAAUAGUAGCACAUGAAAUAGACUGCUUGUGUUAGUUUGUAGAAGGUAUAAUAGUAGCACAUGAAAUAGACUGCUUGUGUUAGUUUGUAGAAGGUAUAAUAGUAGCACAUGAAAUAGACUGCUUGUGUUAGUUUGUAGAAGGUAUAAUAGUAGCACAUGAAAUAGACUGCUUGUGUUAGUUUGUAGAAGGUAUAAUAGUAGCACAUGAAAUAGACUGCUUGUGUUAGUUUGUAGAAGGUAUAAUAGACUGCUUGUGUUAGUUUGUAGAAGGUAUAAUAGACUGCUUGUGUUAGUUUGUAGAAGGUAUAAUAGACUGCUUGUGUUAGUUUGUAGAAGGUAUAAUAGACUGCUUGUGUUAGUUUGUAGAAGGUAUAAUAGACUGCUUGUGUUAGUUUGUAGAAGGUAUAAUAGACUGCUUGUGUUAGUUUGUAUAAGGUAUAAUAGUAGCACAUGAAAUAGACUGCUUGUGUUAGUUUGUAUAAGGUAUAAUAGUAGCACAUGAAAUAGACUGCUUGUGUUAGUUUGUAUAAGGUAUAAUAGACUGCUUGUGUUAGUUUGUAGAAGGUAUAAUAGACUGCUUGUGUUAGUUUGUAGAAGGUAUAAUAGACUGCUUGUGUUAGUUUGUAGAAGGUAUAAUAGACUGCUUGUGUUAGUUUGUAGAAGGUAUAAUAGACUGCUUGUGUUAGUUUGUAGAAGGUAUAAUAGACUGCUUGUGUUAGUUUGUAGAAGGUAUAAUAGACUGCUUGUGUUAGUUUGUAGAAGGUAUAAUAGACUGCUUGUGUUAGUUUGUAGAAGGUAUAAUAGACUGCUUGUGUUAGUUUGUAGAAGGUAUAAUAGAAUAGACUGCUUGUGUUAGUUGUAGAAGGUAUAAUAGACUGCUUGUGUUAGUUUGUAGAAAGGUAUAAUAGACUGCUUGUGUUAGUUUGUAGAAGGUAUAAUAGACUGCUUGUGUUAGUUUGUAGAAGGUAUAAUAGACUGCUUGUGUUAGUUUGUAGAAGGUAUAAUAGACUGCUUGUGUUAGUUUGUAGAAGGUAUAAUAGACUGCUUGUGUUAGUUUGUAGAAGGUAUAAUAGACUGCUUGUGUUAGUUUGUAGAAGGUAUAAUAGACUGCUUGUGUUAGUUUGUAUAAGGUAUAAUAGACUGCUUGUGUAGUUGGUAAUAGACUGCUUGUGUUAGUUGUAGAAUGUAUAAUAGACUGCUUGUGUUAGUUUGUAGAAGGUAUAAUAGACUGCUUGUGUUAGUUUGUAGAAGGUAUAAUAGACUGCUUGUGUUAGUUUGUAGAAGGUAUAAUAGACUGCUUGUGUUAGUUUGUAGAAGGUAUAAUAGACUGCUUGUGUUAGUUUGUAGAAGGUAUAAUAGACUGCUUGUGUUAGUUUGUAGAAGGUAUAAUAGACUGCUUGUGUUAGUUUGUAGAAGGUAUAAUAGACUGCUUGUGUUAGUUUGUAGAAGGUAUAAUAGACUGCUUGUGUUAGUUUGUAGAAGGUAUAAUAGACUGCUUGUGUUAGUUUGUAGAAGGUAUAAUAGACUGCUUGUGUUAGUUUGUAGAAGGUAUAAUAGACUGCUUGUGUUAGUUUGUAGAAGGUAUAAUAGACUGCUUGUGUUAGUUUGUAGAAGGUAUAAUAGACUGCUUGUGUUAGUUUGUAGAAGGUAUAAUAGACUGCUUGUGUUAGUUUGUAGAAGGUAUAAUGUUGUUGCUUAUCACUCAGAUAAUGUGACUCACUCAGACUCUGUCUUUUAACCCGGCUUACAUUUUUUACAUUUUUUGUAAUUUAGACUUACAUGAGCAACUAGGGUUAAGUGCCUUGCUCAAAGGCACAUUGACAGAUUUUUCACCUAUGCUUGGGAUUCGAACCAACAACCUUUUUGGUUACUGUAUUUGUAUUUAUUAUGGAUCCCCUACUCUUCCUGGGGUCCAGCACAGUUAAGGCAGUUAUACAUUUUAAAAACAUUACAAUACAUUCAUAACAGAUUUCACAAUAUAUUAAGUGUGUACCCUCAGGCCUCUACUCUACUACCGCAUACAGUGAAUUCGGAAAGUAUUCAGACCCCUUGACUUUUUCCACAUUUUGUUAAGUUACAGCCUUAUUCUAAAAUUGAUUAUUGUUUUUUCCCCCCCUCAUCAAUCUACACACAAUACCCCGUAAUGACAAAGCAAAAACAGGUUUGUAGAAUUUUUUUGCAAAUGUACAAAAAAAACAACUGAAAUGACAUUUUCAUAAGUAUUCAGACCCUUUACUCAGUACUUUGUUGAAGCACCUUUGGCAGCGAUUACAGCCUCAAAUCUUCUUGGGUAUGAUGCUGUUUUAGUUUUGUCAUUAUGGGGUAUUGUGUGUAGAUUGAUGAGGGAAAACAUUUAUUUAAUCCAUUUUAGAAUAAGGCCGUAACGUAACAAAAUGUGGAAGAAGGGGUCUGAAUACUUUCUGAAUGCACUGUAUCUAUAACACACAAUCCAUGUGUACAAGUGUGUAUGUUAUCGUGUGUUUGUAUGCAAGUGUCUGUGUCUCUUCACAGUCCCCGCUGUUCCGUAAGGUGUAUUUUUAUCUGUUUUUUAAAUCUUAUUUUACUGCUUGCAUCAGUUACCUGAUGUGGAAUAGAGUUCCAUGUAGUCAUGGCUCUAUGUAGUACUGUGCGCCUCCCAUAGUCUGUUCUGGACUUGGGGACUGUGACGAGACCUCUGGUGGCGUGUCUUGUGGGGUAUGCAUGGGUGUCCGAGCUGUGUGCCAGUAGUACAAACAGACAGCUCGGUGCAUUCAACAUGUCAAAUAGUGAUGAAGUCAAUCUCUCCUCCAUUUUGUUAGCGCUCUGUGUACAUCUAAGGGCCAGCCGUGCUGCCCUGUCCUGAGCCAAUUGCAAUUUUCCCAAGUCCCUCUUUGUGGCACCUGGCCACACGACUGAACUGUAGUCCAGGUGCGACAAAACUAGGGCCUGUAGGACCUGCCUUGUUGAUAGAGUUGUGAAGGCAGAGCAACACUUUAUUAUAGACAGACUUCUCCCCAUCCUAGAUAUUGUUGUAUCAACAUGUUUUGACCAUAACAGUUUACAAUCCAGGGUUACUCCAAGCAGUUUAGUCUCCUCAACUUGCUCAAUUUCCACAUUAUUCAUUACAAGACCUAGUUGAGGUUUAGUUAAUGUUUUGUCCCAAAUACAAUGCUUUAAAAAAUAUAUUUAUUUUUAUUGGGUAGAUCAGCUUUAAUAUUACAGAUUGUAACUUCCAAUCCCCCAUGUUUUUUUUUUCUCGCAAAUAUAUAUCUCUCUCCUUUAAAAAAAUAUAUUUCCUUUUAUUACUUUCCAACCCCACCACCCCUUCCCUAAUUGGAGUAAACUAGUGAACAACAACGCUUAGGCCUCUACUUCCAGCUUAUACAUACUAUAUACAUUUUAUGGACACAGUCAAUUUUACAAUAAUUCUAUUUUGUUUGUUUUUACUCCUGAACUUCCUCUACCCUCAACCUCUCCGAUCAUUUUCAUGAUGUCCAUCUGGUUUGCUUCUAUAUGCCAUAUCUUUCUAACUGUGCUCUUUCACAAAAGCUCUCAACCUAUAACCUAUAUACUUGCUUUUAGUUUUUGAAAUAUUUAGGAAUAACUUAUUCCUUGCCACCCAUUCUGAAACGAACUGCAACUCUUUAUUAAGUGUUGCAGUUAUUUCAGUUGCUGUAGUAGCUGACGUGUAUACUGUUGAGUCAUCCGCAUACAUAGACACACUGGCUUUACUCAAAGCCAGUGGCAUGUCGUUAGUAAAGAUUGAAAAAAGUAAGGGGCCUAGACAGCUGCCCUGGGGAAUUCCUGAUUCUACCUGGAUUAUGUUGGAGAGGCUUCCAUUAAAGAACACCCUCUGUGUUCUGUUAGACAGGUAACUCUUUAUCCACAUUCUAGCAGGUGGAGUAAAGCCAUAACACAUACGUUUUUCCAGCAGCAGACUAUGAUUGAUAAUGUCAAAAGCCGCACUGAAGUCUAACAAAACAGCUUCCACAAUCUUUUUAUCAUCCAUUUCUCUCAGCCAAUCAUCAGUCAUUUGUGUAAGUGCUGUGCUUCUUGAAUGUCCUUCCCUAUAAGCAUGCUGAAAGUCUGUUGUCUAUUUGUUUACUGUGAAAUAGCAUUGUAUCUGGUCAAACACAAUUUUUCCCAAUAGUUUACUAAGGGUUGGUAACAGGCUAAUUGGUCGGCUAUUUGAGCCAGUAAAGGGGGCUUUACUAUUCUUAGGUAGCGGAAUGACUUUUGCUUCCCUCCAGGCCUGAGGGCACACACUUUCUAGUAGGCUUAAAUUGAAGAUAUGGCAAAUAGGAGUGGCAAUAUCGUCCACUAUUAUCCUCAGUAAUUUUCCAUCCAAGUUGUCAGACCCCGGUGGCCUGUCAUUGUUGAUAGACAACAAUACUUUUUUUCACCUCUUCCACACUUACUUAUGUCUUUCAGAAAGCUCCAAAGCUUUUUAUUAUAAUUCUUUGUUAUUUAUCUUUGUUUCAUGGUGUAGUUUCUUCUUUUUUUAUUCGGUUUAGUCACAUGAUUUCUCAAUUUGCAGCACGUUUGCCAAUCGGUUGUGCAGCCAGACUUAUUUGCCAUCUCUUUUGUCUCAUCCCUCUCAACCAUACCAUUUUUUAAUUCCUCAUCAAUCCACUGGGAUUUAACAGUUUUUACAGUCAUUUUCUUAAUGGGUGCAUGCUUAUUAGUAACUGGGAUAAGCGAUUUCAUAAAUGUGUCAAGUGCAGCGUCUGGUUGCUCGUCAUUACACACAUGCAGACCAGCAAAUAUUCUUCACAUCAACAACAUAGGAAUCACUACAAAACGUAUUGUAUGACCUCUUAUACACUAUAUUAGGCCCAGCCUUUGGAACUUUGGUUUUCCUAGAUAUGGCUACUAUAUUGUGAUCACUACAUCCGAUGGAUCUGGAUACUGCUUUCAAACACAUUUCUGCAGCAUUAGUAAAGAUGUGAUCAAUACAUGUUGAGGAUUUCAUUCCUGUACUGUAAUUUUUUGUCUUUUUUUUUGUUUUGGGGGUAGAUCAGCUUAAAAUUGCAGAUUGUAACUUCUAUCAAUGUAAUUGUCUGCAUCACUUCCAAUCCCCCAUGUUUUUUAUAUAUAUACUCCCCUUUAUUACUUUUCAACCCUGCCAUCCUUUCCCUACUUGGGGUAAAUUAGUGAAUAACAAUGCCCAGGCCUCUACUUCCAGCCUAUUCUUACUAUCUACACCUUAUGGACACAGUCAAUUUCCUGUACUGUUUGUAACUACCCUGGUAGGUUGAUUGAUAACCUGAACCAGGUUACAGGCACUAGUUACAGUUUGAAGGUUUCUCUUGAGUGGGCAGCCUGAUGAAAGCCAGUCAAUAUUUAAAUCACCCAGAAAGUAUACCUCUCUAUUGAUAUCACAUACAUUAUCAAAUCAGAAUCAGUGUUGUACCCUGGGCUUCCCAUUUCUUUUUCCAACUCAGAAGGUCACAUACAGUGCCUUCAGAAAGUAUUCACACCCCUUGACUUUUUAAACAUUUUGUUGUGUUACAGCCUGAAUUUUAAAUUGAUUAAAUGUCACUGGCCUACACACACUACCCCAUAAUGUCAAAGUGGAAUUAUGUUUUUUGUUUAUUUUACAAAUUUAAUGAAAAACUGAAAUGUCUUGAGUUAAUAAGUAUUCAACCCAUUUGUUAUGGCAAGACUAAAUUAGUUCAGGAAUAAAAAUGUGCUUAACAAGUCGCAUAAUACGUUUCAUGGGCAAUAGAAGUGUGUAACAUGAUUUUUGAAUGACUACCUCAUCUCUGUACGCCGCACAUACAAUUAUCUGUAAGGUCCCUCAGUCGAGCAGUGAAUUUCAAACACAGAUCCAACCUCAAAGACCAGAGAGGUUUUGCAAUGCCUCGCAAAUAAGGACACCUAUUGGUAGAUGGGUAAAACAAAAAAAAGCAGACAUUGAAUAUCCCUUUGAGCAUGGUGGUUAUUAAUUACACUUUGGAUGGUGUAUCAAUACACCCAGUCAAUACAAAGAUACAGGCGUCCUUCCUAAACUCAGUUGCCGUAGAGGAAAGAAACCAUGUUUUCACUCAUUAUGGCAUAUUUUGUAUAGAUGGGUGAGAUUAAAAAUAAAUGUAAUCAAUUUUGAAAUCAGUCUGUAACACAACGUGCAAUAAGUCAAGGGGUAUGAAUGCUUCCUGAAUGCACUGUAACGUGUUGAUUCAGGGGUAUGAAUGCUUCCUGAAUGCACUGUAACGUGUUGAUUCAGGGGUAUGAAUGCUUCCUGAAUGCACUGUAACGUGUUGAUUCAGGGGUAUGAAUGCUUCCUGAAGGCACUGUAACGUGUUGAUUCAGGGGUAUGAAUGCUUCCUGAAGCCACUGUAACGUGUUGAUUCAGGGGUAUGAAUGCUUCCUGAAUGCACUGUAACGUGUUGAUUCAGGGGUAUGAAUGCUUCCUGAAUGCACUGUAACGUGUUGAUUCAGGGGUAUGAAUGCUUCCUGAAGGCACUGUAACGUGUUGAUUCAGGGGGUAUGAAUGCUUCCUGAAUGCACUGUAACGUGUUGAUUCAGGGGUAUGAAUGCUUCCUGAAUGCACUGUAACGUGUUGAUUCAGGGGUAUGAAUGCUUCCUGAAGGCACUGUAACGUGUUGAUUCAGGGGUAUGAAUGCUUCCUGAAGGCACUGUAACGUGUUGAUUCAGGGGUAUGAAUGCUUCCUGAAUGCACUGUAACGUGUUGAUUCAGGGGUAUGAAUGCUUCCUGAAGGCACUGUAACGUGUUGAUUCAUUUACAUUUUAGUCAUUUAGCAGACGCUCUUAUCCAGAGCGACUUACAGGAGCAAUUAGGGUUAAGUGCCUUGCUCAAGGGCACAUUUACGUCAUUUAGCAGACGCUCUUAUCCAGAGCGACUCACCAAUUGGUGCGUUCACCCUAUAGCCAGUGGGAUAACCACUUUACAAUUUUGGGGGGGGGGGGGUAGAAGGAUUACUUUAUCCUAUCCCAGGUAUUCCUUAAAGAGGUGGGGUUUCAAAUGUCUCCGGAAGGUGGUGAGUGACUCCGCUGUCCUGGCGUCGUGAGGGAGCUUGUUCCACCAUUGGGGUGCCAGAGCAGCGAACAGUUUUGACUGGGCUGAGCGGGAACUAUGCUUCCGCAGAGGAAGGGGAGGUAGCAGGCCAGAGGUGGAUGAACGCAAUGCCCUCGUUUGGGUGUAGGGACUGAUCAGAGCCUGAAGGUACAGAGGUGCCGUUCCCCUCACUGCUCCAUAGGCAAGCACCAUGGUCUUGUAGCGGAUGCGAGCUUCAACUGGAAGCCAGUGGAGUGUGCGGAGGAGGGGGGUGACGUGAGAGAACUUGGGAAGGUUGAACACCAGACGGGCUGCGGCAUUCUGGAUGAGUUGUAGGGGUUUAAUGGCACAGGCAGGGAGGCCAGCCAACAGCGAGUUGCAGUAGUCCAGACGGGAGAUGACAAGUGCCUGGAUUAGGACCUGUGCCGCUUCCUGUGUAAGGCAGGGUCGUACUCUCCGAAUGUUGUAGAGCAUGAACCUGCAGGAGCGGGUCACCGCCUUGAUGUUGGCGGAGAACGACAGGGUGCUUCCUGAAGGCACUGUGCUUCCUGGGUGCUUCCUGAAGGCACUGUAAUGUGUUGAUUCAGGGGUAUGAAUGCUUCCUGAAGGCACUGUAAUGUGUUGAUUCAGGGGUAUGAAUGCUUCCUGAAUGCACUGUAACGUGUUGAUUCAGGGGUAUGAAUGCUUCCUGAAUGCACUGUAACGUGUUGAUUCAGGGGUAUGAAUGCUUCCUGAAGGCACUGUAACGUGUUGAUUCAGGGGUAUGAAUGCUUCCUGAAGGCACUGUAACGUGUUGAUUCAGGGGUAUGAAUGCUUCCUGAAUGCACUGUAACGUGUUGAUUCAGGGGUAUGAAUGCUUCCUGAAUGCACUGUAACGUGUUGAUUCAGGGGUAUGAAUGCUUCCUGAAUGCACUGUAACGUGUUGAUUCAGGGGUAUGAAUGCUUCCUGAAGGCACUGUAACGUGUGUAUUAUCAGAAACCUGUAUAUACAAUACUUCACAGUACACAUGAACACUGUAUUAUCAGAAACCUGUAUAUACAAUACUUCACAGUACACAUGAACACUGUAUUAUCAGAAACCUGUAUAUACAAUACUUCACAGUACACAUGAACACUGUAUUAUCAGAAACCUGUAUAUACAAUACUUCACAGUACACAUGAACACUGUAUUAUCAGAAACCUGUAUAUACAAUACUUCACAGUACACAUGAACACUGUAUUAUCAGAAACCUGUAUAUACAAUACUUCACAGUACACAUGAACACUGUAUUAUCAGAAACCUGUAUAUACAAUACUUCACAGUACACAUGAACGCUGUAUUAUCAAACUUGGUUGUUGUUGUUCUCAUCAGGUCAGCAGGGCUCCUCCCGCAGUACCAGGCAGUCUGCAGAACACCUUAGAGGAGAGACUGACCAUGUACCGGACAGCUGAAGCCAGCGCCAAGGCCUCAGGGGAGUCCUCUAAAGCACGGAGAUACAACAGAGGGCUCCAGGUAGUGAUGCCCUUUUUUGUAGAUCACUACAAACUCUCUUUAUGUCUGCUGUGUUUGUGUAGAGCUGGAGCAAAAAGGCCUGUACUCCUUGUUGCGCUCCAGAGCCUGUAUUCACAACGCUUCUCACAGUAAGCACUGAUCUACAAUCAGUUUGCCCUUUUUUUUAAUCAUAAUUAAUAAGAUAUGGUCGGGAAGGACCUGAUCCAAGAUUGGCACAGUCUCCUACUCUGAGACAAUCUGCUAAUGGUCCUAGCAGGAGGGUUGACUACCUCUGAGCUAAAGUCCUAAAACCUCCGUCCCGUCUCGUUAUCCUUGUGUGUUUCUCCACAGACCCUGGAGUCCAUGCUGGUCUCAUUGAAGAAGGGGAGGAAGGUGGAUGAGGCUGAUAUCCCCCCACCUGUAGCCGGUGGAGCCCCCACCUCCACCGCCCCGCCCCCACGACGUGCUCCUCCCCCUCGACCCUCUGUUCCUGAACCGACACCUCCAGAACAGCAGGGGGAGCCAGAGGCUGCUGCUCCUGCUGAGUUGUUACCCGUCUCCCCUGAGGCAGUAUCACCCAGCAGUGAGGAGGAGCUGUCAUCUACCGCCACCCUGGCCACUGUCAGCAGCACGGAGGAGGAGGAGACUGGGCAGGCCAGCACAGGUCACACAGGAAGUCAAUCAAUAAAUGAUUAUGUUACUGCUGUGACUCACAAGUCAGUCAAGAAUUUCAAUCAAUCAACAGUUAUUUUUUUUACCAUGUAGACACCUGCAAUAUACCACCAAUUUUAGAUAAAUGACACAGUAAACAAGAAUCACCUGCCUCCAACCAAAUUAAUUAAUUAAUUUCAUUAAUUAAUUAAUUUUAAAAUCUGAAAGUCAACAGGAAGUACACUACACUCCUGGAUGUGUUAUGAAUGCUGUCUUUCUUUUGUUUGUGUGUGUUUUGUUCUCAUCAGAUGAGCCCACAGUAGGCGACGCCACCAAGGCGAUGCUGUUAGGCAGACAGAGAGAGUAUAAGGUGGCAGCUCUGAAAGCCAAGCAGCAAGGAGACAUGGAACAAGUCAAGCUCUACUUCAGGACCAGCAAGGUCACAUUUUUUUUAUGUGUUGGUGAUCAAAAAGUAUCACUUUUUUUUUCUUCUGUUAGAAUGUAAAGGAUAGGCAUAUAGCUUAGGGACUGACAGGAAUAAGCAAGUGGAUGAAUGUAUUAUCUUUUGGAGAUGAGCCUGAUAAACGUUGUUUUGGAGAUGAGCCUGAUAAACGUUGUUUUGGAGAUGAGCCUGAUAAACGUUGUUUUGGAGAUGAGCCUGAUGAAUGUUGUUUUGGUCUAUCCACUAUUUACAACUCUAGCAGUUAUCUUACAAAGUGAUGCAUGGAGAGUAUUAACAGCAACCUUAUUGCCUACUGUAGAAGAUGGAGGAGAGAGGUGUUCUCUGGGUUAACUAAGGCAGCUGGAGGAGAGAGGUGUUCUCUGGGUUAACUAAGGCAGCUGGAGGAGAGAGGUGUUAUCUGGGUUAACUAAGGCAGCUGGAGGAGAGAGGUGUUCUCUGGGUUAACUAAGGCAGCUGGAGGAGAGAGGUGUUCUCUGUGUGUUAACUAGGGCAGCUGGAGGAGAGAGGUGUUCUCUGGGUUAACUAAGGUAGCUGGAGGAGAGAGGUGUUCUCUGUGUGUUAACUAGGGUAGCUGGAGGAGAGAGGUGUUCUCUGUGUGUUAACUAGGGCAGCUGGAGGAGAGAGGUGUUCUCUGUGUGUUAACUAGGGCAGCUGGAGGAGAGGGGUGUUCUCUGGGUUAACUAAGGCAGCUGGAGGAGAUAGGUGUUAUCUGGGUUAACUAAGGCAGCUGGAGGAGAGAGGUGUUCUCUGGGUUAACUAAGGCAGCUGGAGGAGAGAGGUGUUAUCUGGGUUAACUAAGGCAGCUGGAGGAGAGAGAUGUUCUCUGUGUUAAGGUAGCUGGAGGAGAGAGGUGUUCUGUGUGUUGACUAAGGUAGCUGGAGGAGAGAGGUGUUCUCUGGGUUAACUAAGGCAGCUGGAGGAGAGGGGUGUUCUCUGUGUGUUAACUAAGGCAGCUGGAGGAGAGAGGUGUUCUCUGGGUUAAGGCAGCUGGAGGAGAGAGGUGUUCUCUGGGUUAAGGCAGCUGGAGGAGAGAGGUGUUCUCUGGGUUAACUAAGGCAGCUGUAUUUUGCUUUCUCUUUCUCUCUGUCCUGUUCCUUACUGAAGUCCCUGGAGUUAUGAGUUAUGCAAAACAUGUAGGAAGUCAACAAAGGCUGCCAUUGUGAUAUCUUGUUGUCUGUGUUUUUGGUUGCAGAGGUUCGACGCGGUGAUCGAAGCGUUGGAUAAGGGCCUGGAGGUGGACCUGAGUUGCCUGCCACCCUCACUAUCCACGGGUAAGGAUUGACCACAGGACUGAUCUGAAAUGGCACCCUAUUCCCUAUAAAGUGCACUACUUUAGAACAGAGAAUGGCACCCUAUUCCCUAUGUAGUGCACUACUUUAGACCAGAGAAUGGCACCCUAUUCCCUAUAAAGUGCACUACUUUAGAACAGAGAAUGGCACCCUAUUCCCUAUAUAGUGCACUACUUUAGACCAGAGAAUGGCACCCUAGUCCCUAUAUAGUGCACUACUUUAGACCAGAGAAUGGCACCCUAUUCCCUAUAUAGUGCACUACUUUAGACCAGAGAAUGGCACCCUAUUCCCUAUAUAGUGCACUACUUUAGACCAGAGAAUGGCACCCUAGUCCCUAUGUAGUGCUUAUCAGAAGUAGUGUACUAUGUAGGGUGUAGGCCGUCAUUGUAAAUAAGAAUUUGUUCUUAACUGACUGACUUGCCUAGUUAAAUAAAGGUUAAAUAAAAAAUAGAGCCAUUUUGGACAAAGUGGAGUCAAAGUUGUCAGUCUCUAAGACGUUGUUGUUGUUUGAUUUCUUUCCUUUUUUUUUUUUUUUUUUUACUAUUUGAAGUCAACAUUUAUUAUCCGUUGCUCUGUCUUUAGGGGUCAUCUCGGCCUUGUCUGGCCCAGAAAAAGAGACUGGUCCUGGACAGACCUCGAGCCCCAAUCCCCCUGCCUCCACACCUCCAGCCCCCUCUGGUCCCCCUGCCCAGCCUAAAGACGUGCUGGAGGCCCUGGAGCAGCGGAGAAACCGGUAUCAGGAGGCCUGCGCCCAGGCCAAAGCCUGCGGGGACGACCGCAAGGCCCGCAUGCACGAGCGCAUCGCCAAGGUAACGCCUCCCAAGCCCUAACCGUAACCAUGUAAAACAAUCAAUAUCAUUCUAUCUGUAUUGUGCUUCUUUACAAAUAUGUUUGUCACAAAGUGCAGAGACUUUUCAUUUAUCUGCAUGUCCAGCCCUCCUCAUAAUGAAGUGUUUUACCAUUUUAUUUUCAGGAUAACCAGGGCGACAACAGUUGUAUUGACAAAUGUCCCCCCAAAAAAGCCUGAUCAAAAUGCAUGUGUAUGAAUGCUGUAAGAACACAAAAUGGUCUGCUCAGUGGGAAAUGAAUAUCCAACUAGUCAGUGACAACUGUUUGGAGUUUGUGACGGCAACUGUGAGCUUAUUACAAACAUCCAAAACGUUACAGUGGGACUCAUUGGCUUGCAAUCCAGGCCUAAAACCCUAUCACCUUUGACCUCUGGUUAUUAGAUGACUAUGAUAUGACCCUUGACCUGUUCCCACAGCAAUACCAGAGUGCCAUCCGCGCCCACAAAGCAGGACGUGCUGUCAACUAUGACGAGCUGCCUGUCCCUCCAGGUGAGUAAACGAUUUAAUAUGGUCACAUGUAUUCAGUAUAGUACUGUUGUAGAAGUAGACUAGUGUCCUGUCCAGGGGGUGGACUGGUACAUCAAGCUGUCUCACUACAGAAACAGGAGAUAGACUAGUGUCCUGUCCAGGGGGUGUACUGGUACAUCAAGCUGUCUCACUACAGAAACAGGAGAUAGACUAGUGUCCUGUCCAGGGGGUGUACUGGUACAUCAAGCUGUCUCACUACAGAAACAGGAGACAGACUAGUGUCCUGUCCAGGGGGUGUACUGGUACAUCAAGCUGUCUCACUACAGAAACAGGAGAUAGACUAGUGUCCUGUCCAGGGGGUGUACUGGUACAUCAAGCUGUCUCACUACAGAAACAGGAGAUAGACUAGUGUCCUGUCCAGGGGGUGUACUGUACAUCAAGCUGUCUCACUACAGAAACAGGAGAUAGACUAGUGUAUGUAAUAGCAGACUAUUGUAGUUGUGUGUGUGUGUGUGUGUGAUCCAAUCACAAUGACUUAUCAUCUGCAUCCAACAGGGUUUCAUCCAAUCCCUGGCCAGGAAGGGGCGGGACCUGAGCAGGGAUUCGCUGCCGUGCUGGAGGUAGCCAAUAAGCUGGCAUCUGAGGAAACCACAGCGACAGGAGAGAAUGAGGAGGUAGACUAUUCCUUCAAUAUAGUGCACUAGAAAUGACACCCUAUUCCCCUCUAGUGCACUACUAGUUACCCAUUAUUUUGCACUAUAGCCUAUUUAUUGCCUUACCUCCAUAACUUGCUACAUUUGCACACACUGUAUAUAUAUUUUCUGUUGUAUUUUUGACUUUAUGUUUUGUUUUACCCCAUAUGUAACUCUGUGUUGUUUUUAUUGCACUGCUUUGCUUUAUCUUGGCCAGGUCGCAGUUGUAAAUGAGAACCUGUUCUCAACUGGCUUACCUGGUUAAAUAAAGGUGAAAUAAAAAUAAAUAAAAAAGGCCUCUGUGUGGCUACCCUAUGUUGCUCUGGUCAAAAGUAGUGCACUACAGUAUAGGGGAAAAGGGUGUCGUUUGAGACUCGGGGUUAGUGUGUUGAUUGACUGCUCCUGUUGACAGAGCAAGCCUCCUGUCCCUGAGAAGCCAAAGAAGCCCACGUUGGCUGUUCCUCCCACGACCCAGAGGCCCAAGAGGAGCGCCUCUCCCUCCGCAGACAGGACCCACCAGAGAGAGGGCCUGUCCUCUACAGGUCAGUCCCUACCCCCUAGCCCUAUCUCUGGCCCCGUAAUUGUUAGUUACAUAGUCCGGGUAACUAUUGGUUAACUAUCUGCAUUGACCCUUUUUGCACUAACUCUUUUGACUCAUCACAUACGCUGCUGUGACUGUUUAUUAUCUAUCCUGUUGCCUAGUCACUUUAUCCCUACCUAUAUGUACAUAUCUACCUUGUGCCCCUGCACAUCCACUCUGUACUGGUUACUGGUUCAGGACCUUCCCUGGCUCCAUGUACCAGCCUACCCCAACCCACACCACUCUGGACCUUCCCUGGCUCCAUGUACCAGCCUACCCCAACCCACACCACUCUGGACCUUCCCUGGCUCCAUGUACCAGCCUACCCCAACCCACACCACUCUGGACCUUCCCUGGCUCCAUGUACCAGCCUACCCCAACCCACACCACUGGACCUUCCCUGGCUCCAUGUACCAGCCUACCCCAACCCACACCACUCUGGAUCUUCCCUGGCUCCAUGUACCAGCCUACCCCAACCCACACCACUCUGGACCUUCCCUGGCUCCAUGUACCAGCCUACCCCAACCCACACCACUCUGGACCUUCCCUGGCUCCAUGUACCAAACUACCCCAACCCACACCACUCUGGACCUUCCCUGGCUCCAUGUACCAGCCUACCCCAACCCACACCACUCUGGACCUUCCCUGGCUCCAUGUACCAGCCUACCCCAACCCACACCACUCUGGACCUUCCUGGCUCCAUGUACCAGCCUACCCCAACCCACACCACUCUGGACCUUCCCUGGCUCCAUGUACCAAACUACCCCAACCCACACCACUCUGGACCUUCCCUGGCUCCAUGUACCAGCCUACCCCAACCCACACCACUCUGGACCUUCCCUGGCUCCAUGUACCAGCCUACCCCAACCCACACCACUCUGGACCUUCCCUGGCUCCAUGUACCAGCCUACCCCAACCCACACCACUCUGGACCUUCCCUGGCUCCAUGUACCAGCCUACCCCAACCCACACCACUCUGGACCUUCCCUGGCUCCAUGUACCAGCCUACCCCAACCCACACCACUCUGGACCUUCCCUGGCUCCAUGUACCAAACUACCCCAUGUGUAUAUAGCUGGUACUAGGGCUGUUGCAGUGACCGUAUUACCGCCCCACCGGCGGUCACGAGUCAUGAAGGCAGUCAAAUUCCACGUGACCGUUUAGUCACGGUAAUUAGGCUUCUCCAAGCGCUGAUGCUGCUGAUGGUCAUUAGUAUCCUACCCAACUUGCUAACUGCCUGGUACUCAGCACUCUACUGUCCCUCUAAUCACUCUGACAUCAAUGCAAAUGUUAUCAAAAAUCUACUCAAACACUUAAUGAGAGCCCAUGAGCUCAUGUUGAGCAACAUUUCUAUAGGCUACGCAAUUGCGUGAGAAAACAGAGUGAUGGCCUCUAUUAAAAAGAGGAGGAUCCCAUCAGCUUUCUAUAGGCUAGGCCUACUAUAUUUAUUUCUCAAUCUUCCUAAUAUUAAGCACAUUGCUUAUAUUUACAACAGGAGUGUAGCCUACCUGGCUGGCAUGAAAAUGAACCACAGGAAAAGCAUCCUCCAUUCGCUAUUUAAGUGCAUAGAUGACAUAUUUUUUUUCCGCUGCCCCUGUUUUGAUACAGGUGCACGAUAACGGUCCAUUCUAAAUCAAAACAAAUUUCACACAUACAUUAUUUAGUAAAGACAAGAUUAAAUCAAGAAUAGUCUGAUGGGUGUCAGUAUUAGCCUAUCACUAGUGAAUUAUAUAUUAUCACUUGUGAAUGAUGCCCAGCUUAAGAAACAAUACCUUAUUUUUUGCGAGUUUUUCUAAUCAUAGUCGCACACCUCAUGUAGCCUAGCUCAUCGGCCUAUAUGUUUAAAAUGAAGUACAUUAAUCCGCUUUACAAGGGGUUUAGAGCCUAACUGGCAUACAUAAGCAGCGCGUGAGUCAAGUUUGGGGAAGAUAAUUUUCACCAUAAAAAUUCACCUUUUAUAAUAAAAGCAUUAAUGCAUAAUUGCAUUUGCGGUCACUUUUUUGAUAAUGGUGUUUUUCCUGCUAAUUAAACAUUCCCGCUUAUAGCCUACUGCCGUGUGCACAUCACUGAGCUUAUAAUGUGAAGAAAUAGCCUAAUAGUUUAUCAACAUUUUAAGCUAAACGUUCUGAUCUGUUGCGUCAGCCUCAUUGCGAUCAAAAAGUUUUUUUAUGCUAGUGGUUGUAUUAAUUUGGGAUCUAUCGCAUCCCACAACUGUCCCAGACUAUGUUUGGAAUAUUUAUUUCUCUCACAGAAUAGAAUAGGUCGACUUUUGUACUAUGGGGGAUAGUAGAUUGACAUAGGCUAGUGAUUUUGCUGUUCGUUAGGCCGACUCAUCUUGUUGGCUGACGAAAAGUACAUGUGGACAGUUCUUCCAAUAUCUUCAAUAUGCACUUCGGAAUUGGAUGUGUCUGUCUUCACUGGUAGCCUGUGAGAAAGACCAGAUCACGUGAUGGAGAGCCACGGGGGGGCCAGUAUGAAAAUGUAUGCACUCACUUAACUGUAAGUCGCUCUGGAUAAGAGCGUCUGCUAAAUGACUAAAAUGUGAGUGAGAGGUGAUUUGGAGCGCGUAAUACUCAGGGAGAAGGGCACAACUGCCACUGGCCAUAAAGGCAUGGAUUUUUUUUUUUAGGGAACAUUACGGCCUCACAAUGGCGAUACCGGCGUGAAAUUCAAGGCAUUAUCAAGUGCUUGUCAAAUUGAAUGAGAGACUGAUGGAGUGUGUACAGCCUAAACAACAAAUCUGUGUUUGUGUUUUAUAUGAUGAGUUUCUGGUAUUGAGAAGUUCAGAAUGCAAGAGAAUACGUUACACAGAUGGAGAUUGGUUUCAGUCAUCAUUUAAUGGUCACAAUAUUGGAUUCAAUGACGGGGUGGGUAUGGACAUAGCCCCCUGCCAUCUGAAUGACUUCCAUACAACAUCUCUCAGCUUAUAGAAAUGCACCUUCCAAUCUACUUUUAUCCCACACAGUUGCUACUAACCAUUUAUUGAUUGUCACUCAUCCACCACCAUAUCAUCUACCUCCUUGGGAUCCUGUGACACCCUAGCCAGGCCAUUCCAUCAUCCACCUCCUUGGGAUCCUGUGGCACCCUAGCCAGGCUAUUCCAUCAUCCACCUCCUUGGGAUCCUGUGGCACCCUAGCCAGGCUAUUCCAUCAUCCACCUCCUUGGGAUCCUGUGGCACCCUAGCCAGGCUAUUCCAUCAUCCACCUCCUUGGGAUCCUGUGACACCCUAGCCAGGCUAUUCCAUCACGCAACCCAUCCUAAGAUUAGCACCAGUGGCCCCCAAUCUAUCUUGGCCACACUCACCUUCUGUUACUCACUCGUGACACCAAUAACACAUGGUGUGUCCUUGUCCCGUCUCCCUCGCAUACAUCUUAUGAGUUGUGCACACAUUUUUUUAAUGAAUGUUGUAUCACAAAUCAUCGUAACACAGAGCUCAUGUGGAAGCCAGGAGAUGCUAAAUGUGUUUAUGUUAAUUAACGGUCAAUUACUGUGAGACCGACAGUUAUUUGCUUGACAGUCACCGGCUGACUACAUUUGGUGGCCGCCCCAGCUGGUUCCCAUGUUACUCAGCGUGUAUUUAUUUUUAGGCCCCGUGUAGCUCAGUUGGUAGAGCAAUGCGCUUGCAACGCCAGGGUUGUGGGUUCGUUUCCCACAGGGGGCCAGUAUGAAAAUGUAUGCACUCACUAACUGUAAGUCACUCUGGAUAAGAGCGUCUGCUAAAUGACUAAAAUGUAAAAAUGUAUUCGUGUUUUUCUAUUUCUCAUUUUUCCUCUCUGUGUUAUUGGAAAAGCAUUUCACUGUUAGUCUACACUUGCUGUUUUACGAAACGUGACAAAUACUAUUGGGAAAAACAACCAGACUAGCAUGCGGACUGAUUAACUCCGAGAGAACAGCCAAGAGUCCUGUUAACUCCGAGAGAACAGCCAAGAGUCCUGUUAACUCCGAGAGAACAGCCAAGAGUCCUGUUAACUCCGAGAGAACAGCCAAGAGUCCUGUUAACUCCGAGAGAACAGCCAAGAGUCCUGUUAACUCCGAGAGAACAGCCAGUCAAGAGAAGACAGAGAUGAAAACCCAGUUCCUGUUACUACUCGAACAGGACAACUGUCAUAAACAGUCAUGAAAGUCUGAGCAAAUCACACAUUAUACCCUCUACCCCAGAGCACGGCGCUUGUAACGCCAGGGUAGUGGGUUCGAUCCCCGGGACCACCCAUACACAAAAAUGUAUGCACGCAUGACUGUAAGUCGCUUUGGAUAAAAGCUUCUGCUAAAUGGCAUAUUAUUAUUGUGUCCUACUGUGGUUGAAAGUAGUGUUUUAUAUAGGAAAUAGGAUGUCAUUUGAAUAAAAUGUUGUUCCUCUCCUCCCUGUAGCGUUGCAGCAGUUGGACUUUGUGGAGGGGCGCAGGCAGCUGUACAUGAAGGCAGCGCUGCAGGCCAAACAGAAGAAUGACAUGGACACAGCCAGAACCCUGCUCCGUACCGCCAAGGGACUGGAUCCACUCAUAGAGGCCGUCAAGGCGGGCAAACACGUCGACAUCAGCAAGGUGAAUUUUCACGAAUUCUAAAGGCACAACCUAGACUAAACCUGUCAUUACUCCAACCUCGUGAAAGUUACAAACUGACACGUUUUACUUUUUUUUUGUCAAAAACAACUUUAUAUUGAAGCAGUGCCUUUUCAUUUGACGGCCUGCACAUGCGCAGUUCGGCGCUACGUGACCGUUAGACCCGAUUUUUAUGUGUUUCUUUGCAUGAGCUUAGCAAGCCAACGUCGCCAUAACUUCGCCUAGAAGUGUGAUCGAGGAUUUCUAUUGGAGAAGCAGUUUUUGCAUAUCUUCUUACUGUCUUUGCCUGUAGUGUAGGAAGUAGGUUUGGGCGAUUUUAUAACGAUUGCAUCGUCUAUUGACUAUGAUUUGACAAGUCACCGUUGAUGGCGAGAACAUCAGUCUGGCAGCGCCAUGCAGUGAGCACACAGCAGGGCGACGGGCCAAACGGCCUAUUCCCUAUUGGCCGUAGCCUAAAUGUUCAAUACAUAUGAUUGGUCGACUAUUGAACGUAAUGCGAGAGAACAAGGUAGAUUGUAGACCGAGUGGAGAGCACCAAAGCAGAGCUAAAAAUCAGAUGGGGCCUAACAUGUGUGUUCUCUCUCCUCUCCAAUGUGGGAGGAUCAUGGGCCUUUUACAGCGGACACUCUGUUGUCUGGCUUAUUGUUUUAACAUGUGGGAGGAUCAUGGGCCUUUUUACAGCGGACACUCUGUUGUCUGGCUUAUUGUUUUAACAUGUGGGAGGAUCAUGGGCCUUUUUACAGCGGACACUCUGUUGUCUGGCUUAUUGUUUUAACAUGUGGGAUGAUCAUGGGCCUUUUUACAGCGGACACUCUGUUGUCUGGCUUAUUGUUUUAACGUGUGGGAGGAUCAUGGGCCUUUUACAGCGGACACUCUGUUGUCUGGCUUAUUGUUUUAACAUGUGGGAGGAUCAUGGGCCUUUUUACAGCGGACACUCUGUUGUCUGGCUUAUUGUUUUAACAUGUGGGAUGAUCAUGGGCCUUUUUACAGCGGACACUCUGUUGUCUGGCUUAUUGUUUUAACAUGUGGGAUGAUCAUGGGCCUUUUACAGCGGACACUCUGUUGUCUGGCUUAUUGUUUUAACAUGUGGGAUGAUCAUGGGCCUUUUUACAGCGGACACUCUGUUGUCUGGCUUAUUGUUUUAACAUGUGGGAGGAUCAUGGGCCUUUUACAGCGGACACUCUGUUGUCUGGCUUAUUGUUUUAACAUGUGGGAUGAUCAUGGGCCUUUUACAGCGGACACUCUGUUGUCUGGCUUAUUGUUUUAACAUGUGGGAUGAUCAUGGGCCUUUUUACAGCGGACACUCUGUUGUCUGGCUUAUUGUUUUAACAUGUGGGAGGAUCAUGGGCCUUUUUACAGCGGACACUCUGUUGUCUGGCUUAUUGUUUUAACAUGUGGGAGGAUCAUGGGCCUUUUACAGCGGACACUCUGUUGUCUGGCUUAUUGUUUUAACAUGUGGGAGGAUCAUGGGCCUUUUACAGCGGACACUCUGUUGUCUGGCAUAUUGUUUUAACAUGUGGGAGGAUCAUGGGCCUUUUUACAGCGGACACUCUGUUGUCUGGCUUAUUGUUUUAACAUGUGGGAGGAUCACGGGCCUUUUUACAGCGGACACUGUUGUCUGGCUUAUUGUUUUAACAUGUGGGAGGAUCACGGGCCUUUUACAGCGGACACUGUUGUCUGGCUUAUUGUUUUAACAUGUGGGAUGAUCACGGGCCUUUUUACAGCGGACACUGUUGUCUGGCUUAUUGUUUUAACAUGUGGGAGGAUCACGGGCCUUUUACAGCGGACACUGUUGUCUGGCUUAUUGUUUUAACAUGUGGGAUGAUCAUGGGCCUUUUUACAGCGGACACUCUGUUGUCUGGCUUAUUGUUUUAACAUGUGGGAGGAUCACGGGCCUUUUUACAGCGGACACUCUGUUGUCUGGCUUAUUGUUUUAACAUGUGGGAGGAUCAUGGGCCUUUUUACAGCGGACACUCUGUUGUCUGGCUUAUUGUUUUAACGUGUGGGAGGAUCAUGGGCCUUUUACAGCGGACACUCUGUUGUCUGGCUUAUUGUUUUAACGUGUGGGAGGAUCAUGGGCCUUUUUACAGCGGACACUCUGUUGUCUGGCUUAUUGUUUUAACAUGUGGGAGGAUCACGGGCCUUUUACAGCGGACACUCUGUUGUCUGGCUUAUUGUUUUAACAUGUGGGAUGAUCAUGGGCCUUUUCCAGCGGACACUCUGUUGUCUGGCUUAUUGUUUUAACAUGUGGGAUGAUCAUGGGCCUUUUUACAGCGGACACUCUGUUGUCUGGCAUAUUGUUUUAACAUGUGGGAUGAUCAUGGGCCUUUUUACAGCGGACACUCUGUUGUCUGGCUUAUUGUUUUAACAUGUGGGAGGAUCAUGGGCCUUUUUACAGCGGACACUCUGUUGUCUGGCUUAUUGUUUUAACAUGUGGGAGGAUCAUGGGCCUUUUACAGCGGACACUCUGUUGUCUGGCUUAUUGUUUUAACAUGUGGGAGGAUCAUGGGCCUUUUACAGCGGACACUCUGUUGUCUGGCUUAUUGUUUUAACAUGUGGGAGGAUCAUGGGCCUCUUUACAGCGGACACUCUGUUGUCUGGCUUAUUGUUUUAACAUGUGGGAGGAUCAUGGGCCUUUUACAGCGGACACUCUGUUGUCUGGCUUAUUGUUUUAACGUGUGGGAGGAUCAUGGGCCUUUUACAGCGGACACUCUGUUGUCUGGCUUAUUGUUUUAACAUGUGGGAGGAUCAUGGGCCUUUUACAGCGGACACUCUGUUGUCUGGCUUAUUGUUUGGAAUGUCGCUUACCCAUACGAUGAAGAUGAAAUAACAAUAGCAUACACUUGAUACGGCUAUAAUAUUAUACUGAACAAAAAUAUAAACCAUUUGAAAGAUUUGACUGAGUUACAGUUCAUAUAAGGAAAUCAGUCAAUUUAAAUAAAUACAUUAGGCCCUAAUCUAUGGAUUUCACAUGACUGGGUAGGGGAGCAGCCAUGGGUGGGCCUGGGAGGGCAUAGGCCCACCCACUAGGGAGCCAGGCCCAGCCAAUAAGAAUUUGUUUUUCCCCACAAAAGGGCUUUAUUACAGACAGAAAUACUCCUCCGCACCCCCCCCCCCCCCCUCUCCCCUCUCAGACAAUCCCGCAGGUGAAGAAGCCGGAUAUGGAGGUCCUGGGCUGGCGUGGUUACACGUCGUCUGCGGUUGUGAGGCCGGUUGGAUAUACUGCCAAAUUCUCUAAAACAACGUUUGAGGCGGCUUAUGGUAGAGAAAUUAACAUUAAAUAUCUGGCAACAGCUCUGGUUGACAUUCCUGCAGUCAGCAUGCCAAUUACACGCUCCCUCAAAACUUGAGACAUCUGUGGCAUAACUGCACAUUUUUAGAGUAGCCUUUUAUUGUCCCCAGCACAAGGUGCACCUGUGUAAUGAUCAUACAGUUUAAUCAUUUUAUUGAUAAGCCACAGCUGUCAGGUGGAUGGAUUAUCUUGGCAAAGGAGAAAUGCUCACUAACAGGGAUGGAAACAAAUUUCUGCACAAAAUUUGAGGGAAAUAAGCAUUUUGUGCGUAUGGAACAUUUCUGUGAUUUUUUAUUUCAGCUCAUGAAACAUUGGACCAACACGUUACACGUUGCGUUUUAUUGUUCUGUGUAGUUUUAAAAGGUAAGCUAAUGUAACUGAGUAUUUUUAUGGACAAGAGAAACAUGGCCCUACCAAUUUUUUUAAAUAAUCUUGCAGCCUAGAUGAGAGAGAACAUAACUAGGCCUAACACUGUUUUGUUUUAAGCAAUGAUUUAACCUCUACGGGAUCGGUGUCCCGUAUACGGGACGGUUGAGCUAACGUGCGCUAAUGUGAUUAGCAUGACUGUUGUCAGUAACAGCAAACUUUCCAGGACAUAGACAUGUCUUAUAUGGGCAGAAAGCUUAAAUUCUUGUUAAUCUAACUGCACUGUCCAAUUUACAGUAGCUAUUACAGUGAAAAUAUACCAUGCUAUUGUUUGAGGAGAGUGCACAACAACAAAACACGUAUCACGGCAACUGGUUUGAUACAUUCACCUCUGAAGGUAAAUAAUGUACUUACAUUCAGUAAUCUUGCUCUGAUUUGUCAUCCUAAGGGUCCCAGAGAUAAAAUGUAGUGUAGUUUUGUUUGAUAAAAUCCAUUUUUAUAUUCAAAUGUAGGAACUGGGUUCUACAGUUUGAACCCUUGCUGUCUCUGGCUCCACACCAACCCCGCCCGGCCAUCUAGAUGUGUGAAAGUUAGUGUAUAAGCUAAUGAUCCAUCAUGUAUGACAUUCCUGGGAGUGUGUAAACUUACAUUUUUUAUUACCACAUAAUUUUUGUAUAUUCUCUAUAGUUAUAUACUUGAAAAUAUAUCAAUUGACCAAUUCGGCACAUUUGGGCAGACUUGAUACAAAAUAGUCCAGUAUUCACUGGAUCAAUCUGAAACUUUGCACACACUGAUGCGAUCUAGUGGCCAAAAUCUAAAUUGUGCCUAAACUGCAAUAUUAUAUUGUGGCCUUUCUCUUGCAUUUCAAAGAUGAUGGAACAUUCAUUUUUUAUUUUUUUAUUUUGAAAAGGCAUGUUCUUUUGUUUGUAUUAUCUUUUACCAGAUCUAAUGUGUUAUAUUCUCCUACGUUUAAUUUCACAUUUCCACAAACUUCAAAGUGUUUCCUUUCAAAUGGUAUCAAUAAUAUGCAUAUCCUCGCUUCAGGUCCUGAGCUACAGGCAGUUAGAUUUGGGUAUGUCAUUUUAGGCGAACGUCUUAGGGUCUGGUCCUUAUGAGCUUUUUUAAUGAGGUUGUUUGUGGCUUUGUAACAAUUUUAAAUAAGGAUGACAUUAUGCAGCAGAUCACAGUUUAACCAAUGUCCUUUUAUAGUGGCUUCUCCCCCCCCCCCCCCCCCCCCCCCCCCCCCCCCCCCCGCCCAACAAUGUUUGGAUGGGACAGUGUCAUUCCAGACAUCUCUCUACCUUUAGUAGGAAGGAACUACAAUCCUCUACCUCUGUGGUGUAACGCCCUGUCUGUCUGUGCUGUUCUCUAGGUGCCGUCGCCCCCUGGUGACGAGGAUGAGGACUUCAUCCUGGUUCAUCACAGUGACGUCCAGAUCUCCGAGAAGGCGGGGGAGGUCUACACUCAACUGGCCAAGAUACUGAAGGAACAGUACGAGGUACUAAUUAUCAACUGCUUGUUAGAUCAUGAAAGGAGAGGCUUUUACACACCUCCAAACUCAAAAGGCUAGCCAAAAAAGAGAAGUGUGGAUAUGUUAACAGAUAGGAGCCCAGAGGAAACCCUGCAUUACCACUUGUCCUCUUCUGCCUUUUGACCUCCCACUGUACUGACAUUUAGUCAUGAAGCAUUUAUUUUUCUCUCUCCUCUAGAAGUGCAUGACUUACUCCAAGCAGUUCACUCAUCUGGGUAACAUCACUGAGACCACCAAGUAAGAGAGCGCCAUCACUGCAUACUGUACACAUCUAGCCUGUCUGUCUGCAUGGAAUACUAACAUGCAUUAUACAACGCCAACUAACACACACUUUUAACAUGCAACGUGGACCAACACACACAUUAUGUUGGCGUUGUGGUACUGAUGUUCCUCCCGGUGUGUGUGUGUGUGUGUGCUGCAGGUUUGAGAAGAUGGCAGAGAGCUGUAAGACGAGUCUGGAGAUGUUGAAGCUGUCCCAGUCUAAGGGACUGGACCCUCCUAAACAUCACUUUGAGGAGAGGACAUACCACACCGUCAGGUUGUUGUCUCUCUUUCUCUGUCUACCGAUAUCUCUCGCACGCUCUCUCGUUCUUCAUCUCCCUCUUCUGUGUUAUCCUGUGUCUCUCCCUCUCUCUCUCUCCCUCUCUCUCUCUCUGUCUCCCUCUCCCCCUCCCCCUCUCUGUCUCUCUCUCUCCCUCCCCUCCCCCUCUCUCCCUCCCCCUCCCUCCCUCCCCCUCUCUCCCUCCCUCCUCCCUCCCUCCCUCCCCCUCCCCCUCCCCCUCCCCCUCCCCCUCUCCCCCUCCCCUCCCCCUCCCCCUCUCUCCCCUCCCCCUCUCCCCCCUCCCCCUCCCCCUCUCCCCCUCCCCCCUCUCUGUCUCUCCCUCUCUCUCUCCCUCCCCCCUCUCCCUCUCUGUCCUCUCUCUCUCUCUCUCUCUCCUCUCUCUCUCUCUCUCUCUCUCUCUCUCUCUCUCUCUCUCUCUCUCUCUCUCUCUCUCCCCCUCUCUGUCUCUCUCUCUCCCUCCCCCUCUCUCCCCCUCUCUAGGAUCUUCCCAGAGCUCAGUAGUACAGAGAUGGUGGUGGUGGUAGUGAGAGGGAUGAACCUGCCUGCUCCUUCAGGUAACAUUGACCCCCUGUAUUCCCCCCUGUGUUCCCCUGUAUCCCCCCCCCGUGUUCCCUGUAUCCCCCUGUAUCCCCCCCUGUGUUCCCCUGUAUCCCCCCUGUGUUCCCCCCUGUGUUCCCCUGUAUCCCCCCUGUGUUCCCCCCUGUGUUCCCCUGUAUCCCCCCUGUGUUCCCCUGUAUCCCCCCCGUGUUCCCCUGUAAACCCUCCUGUAUUCCCCCUGUAUUCCCCCUGUAUUUCCUCCUGUAUUUCCCCUGUAUUCCCCCUGUAUUCCCCCUGUAUUUCCUCCUGUAUUUCCCCUGUAUUCCCCCUGUAUUCCCCCUGUAGUUCCCCUGUAUCCCCCCCGUGUUCCCCUGUAAACCCCCCUGUAUUCCCCCUGUAUUCCCCCUGUAUUCCUCCUGUAUUCCCCCUGUAUUCCCCCUGUAUUCCUCCUGUAUUCCCCCGUGAUGGUGGUGGUGAACUCAUUGAUCCAGCUCUCUGGAACAGCACCCAGGUAUUGAGUCAGCUCCUCUCUGACCUCUCUCUGACCUCUCUCUGACCUCUCUCCUCAGGUGUAGCUACCAAUGACCUGGAUGCCUAUGUGAAGUUUGACUUCCCCUACCCCAGUACGGUGAGUUGGUAGGAUACAGCUCUGUUUACCAACCGGUUCUUGGAGACUCACAUCCGUUGCACAUAUUUGUUCUAAUCCAGCACUAGCACACCAUAUUCACAUAAUCAACUAAUCAUCAAGCCCUUCAUUAGUUGAAUCAGGUGUGCUGUGCUCCAAGCUAUAGUAUGCCUAUUGAUUGGUCUGAGAAGGGCUGUAGGGUGGUAGUGGUAGUGGUGGUAUCAGCAGUAGUAGUAGUAGUAGUUGUUUUACGUCAUUUAGCAGACGCUCUUAUCCAGAGCGACUUACAAAUUGGUGCAUUCACCUUAUAGCCAGUGGGAUAACCACUUUACAGUAUAUAUUUUUUUGGGGGGUCGGGUAAGGGGGGGUAGAAGGAUUACUUUAUCCUAUCCCAGGUAUUCCUUAGAGGUGGGGUUUCAAGUGUCUCCGGAAGGUGGUGAGUGACUCCGCUGUCCUGGCGUCGUGAGGGAGCUUGUUCCACCAUUGGGGUGCCAGAGCAGCGAACAGUUUUGACUGGGCUGAGCGGGAACUGUGCUUCCGCAGAGGUAGGGGGGCCAGCAGGCCAGAGGUGGAUGAACGCAAUGCCUUCGUUUGGGUGUAGGGACUGAUCAGAGCCUGAAGGUACGGAGGUGCCGUUCCCCUCACAGCUCCGUAGGCAAGCACCAUGGUCUUGUAGCAGAUGCGAGCUUCAACUGGAAGCCAGUGGAGUGUGUGGAGGAGCGGGGUGAUGUGAGAGAACUUGGGAAGGUUGAACACCAGAUGGGCUGCGGCAUUCUGGAUGAGUUGUAGGGGUUUAAUGGCACAGGCAGGGAGCCCAGCCAACAGCGAGUUGCAGUAAUCCAGACAGGAGAUGACAAGUGCCUGGAUUAGGACCUGUGCCGCUUCCUGUGUAAGGCAGGGUCGUACUCUGCGAAUGUUGUAGAGCAUGAACCUACAGGAUCGGGUCACCGUCUUGAUGUUAGCGGAGAACGACAGGGUGUUGUCCAGGGUCACGCCAAGGCUCUUCGCACUCUGGGAGGAGGACACAACGGAGUUGUCAACCGUGAUGGCGAGAUCAUGGAACGGGCAGUCCUUCCCCGGGAGGAAGAGCAGCUCCGUCUUGCCGAGGUUCAGCUUGAGGUGGUGAUCCGUCAUCCACACUGAUAUGUCUGCCAGACAUGCAGAGAUGCGAUUCGCCACCUGGUUAUCAGAAGGGGGAAAGGAGAAGAUUAGUUGUGUGUCGUCUGCGUAGCAAUGAUAGGAGAGGCCAUGUGAGGAUAUGACAGAGCCAAGUGACUUGGUGUAUAGCGAGAAUAGGAGAGGGCCUAGAACUGAGCCCUGGGGGACACCAGUGGUGAGAGCACGUGGUGCGGAGACAGAUUCUCGCCACGCCACUUGGUAGGAGCGACCGGUCAGGUAGGACGCAAUCCAAGAGUGAGCCGCACUGGAGAUGCCCAGCUCGGAGAGGGUGGAGAGGAGGAUCUGAUGGUUCACAGUAUCAAAGGCAGCAGACAGGUCUAGAAGGACAAGAGCAGAGGAGAGAGAGUUAGCUUUAGCAGUGCGGAGAGCCUCCGUGACACAGAAGAGCAGUCUCAGUUGAAUGACCAGUCUUGAAACCUGACUGGUUUGGAUCAAAAAGUAUUCAGCAGGGAGGAGAAGGUGGCAAAGAGCUUCCUAGGGUUAGAGGCAGAUGCUUUGAAUUUAGAGUGGUAGAAAGUGGCUUUAGCAGCAGAAACAGAGGAAGAAAAUGUAGAGAGGAGGGAGUGAAAAGAUGCCAGGUCCGCAGGGAGUCUAGUCUUCCUCCAUUUCCGCUCGGCUGCCCGGAGCCCUGUUCUGUGAGCUCGCAAUGAGUCAUCAAACCACGGAGCAGGAGGGGAGGACCGAGCCGGCCGGGAGGAUAGGGGACAUAGAGAGUCAAAGGAUGCAGAAAGGGAGGAGAGGAGGGUUGAGGAGGCAGAAUCAGGAGAUUGGAGGGAGAAGGAUUGAGCAGAGGGAAGAGAUGAUAGGAUGGAAGAGGAGAGAGUAGCGGGAGAGAGAGAGCGAAGGUUGCGGCGGCGCGUUACCAUCUGUGUAGGGGCAGAGUGAGUAGUGUUGGAGGAGAGCGAGAGAGAAAAGGAUACAAAGUAGUGGUCGGUGACUUGGAGGGGAGUUGCAGUGAGAUUAGUAGAAGAACAGCAUCUAGUAAAGAUUAGGUCAAGCGUAUUGCCUGCCUUGUGAGUGGGGGGGACGGUGAGAGGGUGAGGUCAAAAGAGGAGAGGAGUGGAAAGAAGGAGGCAGAGAGAAAUGAGUCAAAGGUAGACGUAGGUAGGUUGAAGUCACCCAGAACUGUGAGGGGUGAGCCAUCCUCAGGAAAGGAACUUAUCAAGGCGUCAAGCUCAUUGAUGAACUCUCCAAGGGAACCUGGAGGGUGAUAAAUGACAAGGAUGUUAAGCUUGAAUGGGCUAGUGACUGACAGCAUGGAAUUCAAAUGAGGAGAUAGACAGAUGGGUCAGGGGAAAAAGAGAGAAUGUCCACUUGGGAGAGAUGAGGUCCUCUGUAGCUCAGCUGGUAGAGCACGGCGCUUGUAACGCCAUGGUAGUGGGUUCGAUCCCCGGGACCACCCAUACACAAAAAAAAUGUAUGCACGCAUAUCUGUAAGUCGCUUUGGAUAAAAGCGUCUGCUAAAUGGCAUAUUAUUAUUAUUAUUAUUAUGAGGAUUCCUGUGCCACCACCCCGCUGACCAGAUGCUCUUGGGGUAUGCGAGAACACAUGGUCAGACGAGGAGAGAGCAGUAGGAGUAGCAGUGUUUUCAGUAGUAAUCCAUGUUUCCGUCAGCGCCAAGAAGUCGAGGGACUGGAGGGUAGCAUAGGCUGAGAUGAAGUCAGCCUUGUUGGCAGCAGAACGGCAGUUCCAGAGGCUGCCUGAGACCUGGAACUCCACGUGGGUGGUGCGUGCAGGGACCACCAGGUUAGAGAGGCAGCAGCCACGCGGUGUGAGGCGUUUGUAUAGCCUGUGCGGAGAGGAGAGAACAGGGAUAGGCAGAGGCAUAGUUGACAGGCUACAGAAAAUGGCUACAAUAAUGCAAAGGAGAUCGGAAUGAAAUGAACUAAACAUCUGAGAAAGGAGAAAGCGGGGCCUCCCUCACUUACAUUUCACUGAAACACCCAAAUAUAACUCUCCCAACUUCCACCUCAGAAACUAUAAUUGUUGUAAACUACAGCGGUUCAAUGUUUUCUAGGAAUAGACUAACUUAGUUUAUUCAGCUAGCUAACUUGGUACAGUAUUCUUCCGUGAAAAUCGUCCAGGGCACCUAGUCAUAUGACGCCACAGCCAACUAGCAUGCCGGACUCCAACAACACAGUUUAGCACCAAUACUCGGCCACAACAAACCACCAGUGUGUCAACACGCCAAGCAGAUCCUUCGUGUCUAUGUCUAACGUUGUGGGUUAGUCCCGACAGCUUGAGCGAGUCCGUCGUCAACUUAUUCAGCCAGUUAGUUAGCUAGAAUAGUUAGCAUACUAGCUAGCCAUUGCUUUCAGACAAAGAAGAAACCCCUCCUCCCACGGCACGAACACACAGAGAGAGCCAAGCUAACGUUAACUAGUCACCCAUGUCCCGAAUUCCCUUGAACGACUCUGGCUACCAGUAUGUAAAAACAAAACACAAAUAUAGGUUAUAACUUACCCCUAGCAGCUACUGUUAGCUAGCCAAGUGCAAAGCUAGCCACUGAAUUGACUCAGCCAGUUCGCGUCUGUUCGCUAGGUCGUUCCAGCUAUUGUUUAGUAGCUAUCCAGGUAGCAACAAGCUAGCUAAAUUUCAAGCACAGUAGCCACUAGUAGUAGUAGUAGCAGUAGCAGUAGUAAUAAUCUCUAUUUGAACUAAUGUCUAUCUUCUCCUCUGAUCUCAGGAGCAACCCCAGAAACACAGAACUGCUGUGAUCAAGAACACUAACUCCCCAGGUAAUGCCCAGGACCGUGGUGUCUGUGGUGUGUCUGUACAUAGGUUAACCCCAUUUCAUGUGUGGCUCAUGUCUCUGUGCUCCAGAGUUCAACCAGAGCUUCACUCUGAACAUCAACCGGAACCACAGAGGCUUCAGGAGAGCGGUCCAAUCUAAAGGACUCAAACUGGAGCUGCUGCACAAAGGGUACAUUACACCACACACACACACACACACACACACACACACACACACACACACACACACACACACACCACACACACACACACACACCACACACACACACACACACACACACAACCUUGUGACCCUAGAUGAGUGGAGGUGUUUUGAUCCUUUCAAGUGACAGUGAUGUGAGGUCAUUGUGUGUGUCAUGUGACAGGGGUUUCCUGCGGAGCGACAAGCCUAUAGGGACGGCCCACAUCAAACUGGAGAAACUGGAGACCGAGAGUGAAGUACGAGAGAUAGUGGAGGUAAGGGAGGAAGGGAGGGAAUUGUAAAUACAACCUAUGUUUUAGUUAUUUUCCCAUUUGUACUUUAACUAUUUACACAUCAUUACAACACUGUAUAUAGCCAUAAUAUGACAUUUGAAAUGUCUUUAUUCUUUUGUAACUUUUGUGAGUGUAAUGUUGACUGUUGUUUAUUUCACUUUUGUUUAUUAUCUGUUUCCCAUGCCAAUAAAGCCCUUUGAAUUGAGAGAGAGACCUAUUCAGAGAGGGAGAGAGACCUAAAAGUCUCUGAAAAAAGUAUUUGAUCCCCUGCUGAUUUUGUACGUUUGCCCACUGACAAAGAAAUGAUCAGUCUAUAAUUUUAAUGGUAGGUUUAUUUGAACAGUGAGAGACAGAAUAACAACAACAAAAAUCCAGAAAAACACAUGUCAAAAAUGUUAGAAAUUGAUUUGCAUUUUAAUGAGGGAAAAAAAUAAAGUAGUAGUAGUUGGCAAUAUCAGUGGGUUUUGUGAUGAAUGAGCCAUCUGAUUCAAUGAAUGAUGGAGCAGAGUUUGCCUUUUUGCCCACAAUUUCAUUUGAGGUGCUCCAAAGCUUUUUACUAUCCUCCUAUCCUCAUUUAUCUUUGUUUCAUAGUGGAGUUUCUUCUUCUUAUUCAGCGUCUGGUUGCUCGUCGGACCAACAAAUAUUCUUCACAUCAACAACAAAGGAAUAACUACAGAACUUCUUAUAUGACCUCUUUUACAGAAUAUUAGGCCCAGCCUUUGGAACUUUGGUUUUCCUAGAUAUGGCUACUAUAUUGUGAUCACUACAUCUGAUGGAUUCGGAUACUGCUUUCAAACACAUUUCUGCAGCAUUAUGACAACUCAGCGACACAAUGGUAGGGAUUAAAUUAGCUGGACUUGGGUCAUUGAUAAGUCAUUGUCUCAACGCAGCCUUAUAAUGCUGUGAAAGGAUCCAGGAUCCCAAAUGAUUUGGGUGGAUCCCAUCCUCCUUAUAAUACAGCUUUGUUUCCAUAAGGUAUCAAAAUUGUCAAUAAAUGUUUCACCCACAGAGCUGCAAUAGUCUCGUAGCCAGUUAUGGAGGGCUAAAAGUCUGCUGAACCGUUCAAUGCCACGAUUUAGGGAGGGCAGAGGGCCAGAUAUUAUGGGGCGUUUGUUGGUGUCAAGUAGAGACCCAAUCAGUUCUUUAAAAUCCAUCUUCAGCUGUUCUGAGCUGCCCUUCAUAAUAUAAUUUAUAAUCUACUUGUUAAACUACAUAACACGCUGGCUAAAUAAUCCACAUGUUAAGCUACAUAACAAAUGUUCUGAUCAGUGCUAAUAGAGCCAACUAGACAAGAUGAUCAUGAGCUGCACUCACCUCAACCUAGCUAACAAAAAUCCCCACACGUCUCAAAGCAGUUUGAAAGGAAUAUGAGUGAACUGUUUUGGUUGUGUGUUUUAGUGAUACUACGUUUUAUACUACAGGUGAUAGAUGGUCGUAAGCCUACAGGAGGACGUGUGGAGGUCAAGGUUCGCCUGAGAGAGCCUCUGAGUGGACAGGACCUUCAGACAACCACAGAACGCUGGUUAGUCCUGGACCAGUCACAGGUAAACACCACAGAAUCCUGGUUAGUCCUGGACCAGUCACGGGUAAACACCCCAGAACCCUGGUUAUUCCUGGACCAGUCACGGGUACACACCACAGAAUCCUGGUUAGUCCUGGACCAGUCACGGGUAAACACCCCAGAACCCUGGUUAUUCCUGGACCAGUCACGGGUACACACCACAGAAUCCUGGUUAGUCCUGGACCAGUCACGGGUAAACACCACAGAAUCCUGGUUAGUCCUGGACCAGUCACGGGUAAACACCACAGAACGCUGGUUAGUCCUGGACCAGUCACGGGUAAACACCACAGAACGCUGGUUAGUCCUGGACCAGUCACGGGUAAACACCCCAGAACCCUGGUUAUUCCUGGACCAGUCACGGGUAAACACCACAGAACCCUGGUUAUUCCUGGACCAGUCAUGGGUAAACACCACAGAACCCUGGUUAUUCCUGGACCAGUCACGGGUAAACACCACAGAACCCUGGUUAGUCCUGGACCAGUCACGGGUACACACCACAGAACCCUGGUUAGUCCUGGACCAGUCACGGGUAAACACCACAGAACCCUGGUUAGUCCUGGACCAGUCACGGGUAAACACCACAGAACCCUGGUUAGUCCUGGACCAGUCACAGGUAAACACCACAGAACCCUGGUUAGUCCUGGACCAGUCACGGGUAAACACCACAGAACCCUGGUUAGUCCUGGACCAGUCACGGGUAAACACCACAGAACCCUGGUUAGUCCUGGACCAGUCACAGGUAAACACCACAGAACGCUGGUUAGUCCUGGACCAGUCACGGGUAAACACCACAGAACCCUGGUUAGUCCUGGACCAGUAACAGUUAUAUUUGGAGCAAGGAGUUUGGCUCAUAGUUAAAGGCCAAAGUGUAGUGUCCCCUGUCAGACCGUUGAGUUCUAGCGUGAUUGUGGGCCUGACAUUCGAUAACCUUUGCCUCUGGUUGGUCCUCCAGGUUCUUCUCUAACUGCUGCUUAGCUGGGAGGACUAGGAAGACUUUUAAAAAGGUAGGUGAACUUCCUCUCCCCAACAUACUUUUGUGUGGACGUUAAAAUAGAAAUUUAGUGAUCAACUCAAUUACCUUUCUGUCUCACAGAUGAAACACUCCCAUUGUCCUCUGAUGAUGAUGAUGGAUGACGAUGUCGUGGCUGGCCUGUUUAUAGUCUUCCAGGGUUCUGGCGGUCCGACACAGUCAACACGGGUCUUUAGCUUGUAAACUUUUUGCACACUGAGAGACGGAGCUUCUUUUCACUCUAGGGGGAAUGGGCUCCAUGUAUAACCUUAAGUUAACAUUUGGCCAGGAUUCAAUCCAAGGCGCGCUGCACUUGACUUAUACAGGUCAUUAUUUUACACUUGUGCCGAUUUUGAAUCCCAGCCCGAGUUCAUUACCAUGCUGAUUUAAAAGACAGCUACCUAGUUAGUUUCUGUAAUAUAUUAUCCACCUAUGCACUAACACUACCAAAGUAAUCACUGUUGCUGUACGAUGCUGCAUAUUUGAAUUGCCUUGAUUAGCUGCCAUACUGUUCAUGAUUACAGUAAUAAUGUGCGACAGAACUUGCAUCUCUCAAAUGUAAUUAUUCGCUACGUUGUUUUUUUUUUUUUUUUCUAUUCACUGGAACCAGGAUUCAAUCCAGAUUAGAUCCCCGGUAUCGCCGCUUUACAUUUUUUAAAGGUCAUUUCCUAUUGAGCAGACAUCUGCAGCGUUCACCUUGAAUGCGAUCUCAGCGAACGUGGGAACAUUGCCUUUUUAAAAGCUGCAUUGUGGACUAGAGCGUAGGGGAUGAAUCCCGGCCCUAAUGGCAGAACGGGAGAAUCCUCGCGCACACACACAGAUGUCUUGGCUACCACCGUUACUGGACAUUCAAAGGCAAUUGGUCAACUGACAUAAGCAUUGUCAUAGGUACUCUAUAAAGGUCUAAUGUAAUGGUUAUCAGGCUACAUAGCUCUUCUGACUGUGGCACAGUGAGCUGGAUAAUAUAGAUCUGUGUCUGAAGUGACCCACUAUUCCCUUUGGGCCCUGGUCAAAACUAGUGCACUAAAUGGGGAAUAGAGGGUUAUUUGGGAUGUAGAUAGUGUCUGAUUUUGUUAUCUCACUGUUAUGUUAUAUGAUGUGUGGUUGAUGCUUAACUGCAUGUUGUUUGAGAAAGAUGUCACUUAUCUUGUGGUGGUGGUUGGGAUUGUUCCGGUCAUUUCUCUUUGUGUUGAAGAAACUCAUACGUUUUACACUUUAUAGCUGUGAAACUUUGGUACACAUAGGAAUUAUAUCAUCCGUGAGUUGGGUUCAGCUGAGCUUUUUGCCAAGGACAUUUUUUUUAUGUCUGUGUGCAUAUUUAAAGUAGUAUUUUAUGAAAAUAGGUAAUUUAAAAUGCUUAACAGCAAAGCCAUUAUGGUUACAGGGCGGGUUUCCUGGACACGGAUUAAGCCUAUACUGGACUAAGAAGCUUUUCAAUGGAGACUCUUCAUUGAACAUCAUUAUUUUGGUCCAGGGCAGUCUGUGUUCGGGAAACUGGCCCACAGUCUGAGCCAAUUAUAUCCCCCCCCAUUCCCUACUGAUAGCCUAUUAUAUCCCACUAUAACUUUACAAUGUUGCUUGUGUCAGAAUAUUUCAAACUGAUGACUUAUAAUACAGUGCAUCAAUGCGGUCCCGUCAUUUCCAAAUAAAUAUUUUAUUAAUUAUACAUUUAAGUAAUUUUUAUUUCUUAACAAAAUGCAACUGUCUCCUUUCCUCUCCUCCAAUGUGUUUUUGGAUGUAUAUUUUGGCACAUUUAUCAUAAAGAGACUUAAAACUGUAGACUUUAUCCAACCUAGGGUGCCUUCCCUGAAUCAAUCCCCAAAUGUGUAUUUGGGGUAAAAAGGAAGCAUGCAUUUCACUUUUCUGUAAGUUUUUAAUUAUACAUAUAUACUACAGGUUUUGAUUAGACUGCUUUUGACAUUCGUAGUAUACAAUAAAGAAAAAAUAUUUGUGCUUUUCAUACAUAUAAUUUUUUUUUUUUUUUUUUGAUUGAUGUCAAUGUUAAAAAGAAUGUGGAUUUUCUUAAUCCAGCCAUGUUCCGGCCUGAUUGAAUGACUGUUUGUUUUGAUCCACAGGACAGUAGAAUAUGGUCACAAUGCCGAGUAGUUGGUUUGUUUCUGUCUUUAAGUUCUGGUAAGGACAAGUCUGUUCAAUUGAAUAACAAAAUGCUACCAUCAAGAAAACAAACAAUUGCACCUUUUUGGAUAUAGGUUAGUGCACACCUGAAAUAAUGGGCUGUAUUCACUAGUGCACACCGUAGCAAACAGUUUCGCAACGGAAAACAUUGCCACAAUCGAGUUUCUAUUGGACAAAUUCAGGUAGGUUCCUAGUAAGGGCGUACAAAGCCCUGUGAACGGCCUCAGGAAAACAACCUUUACAAUGUCUCCUCUUGAAGUUGCACGCUGUAGUGUGAGGAUUCAGGAAGCCACUGUCCUAAGCAUGUAGAUAUGAAAGCUCCUCUCCAGAAAUGUGAGUCCUGUUCAUUAGGGCACGUAACAGAACAUUUUGCAAACGGAAAAUUUAAAUUGAGUGUUUCUUAUUGGACAAGACCUCGUAGUCUCUGUUCUGUCUUCUCUUCCGUUUGGGGUCUAUUGAACGCAACCUUGAUGGACACAGAUGAAUAGAAUGACACAACUCAGGCUGACACACAACAGGGUCGUAUUCAUUAGUGGAAAAAACGUUUUGCAACGGGAAAACAAAAACAAGUGUUCCUUAUUGGACGGGUGGUUCUGGUAAUCCUGUUUUCUUCCGUUUGGUGCGUAAUGAACAGGACCCAGGAGGGACGAUCCUCCGAUAACCAUUGUAAUGUCAUCUGUCCAUAGCAGUUUGAUGCCCUCCAUUAUUCAUUGUUACAGCACAACCAGAGUAACAAGCAGGCCCUCAAUACUGUCUGAAACCCACCAUUUUUCUUUACAAUAAAAUGAUUCAAUAAAUAUACAGUAUACUUACAUUCAUACCUUAAUGCUGUUUGUCAAAGCAUUAGUUAUUCUGCAGAUAUUCAUGUGUGACGGUCUCUCUUGGGAGUUUAGUUUAGUAUCGUAGCAUUGGGCAUAUUGUUUAAUCAAUAAUACCUUUGGCAAAACCACCAUGUCUCAGGUACUUGAUAAUAUACUGUAUUUAUCUUUGUUUACCUACAAUUUUUUUUUUUUUACAAAUGUUAGAAAGAUGUCCAGUACAAUAAAGAUUGUAUUUUGAUCAUGUCUUUCUGCUAAGCUGCCAAAUUUAGCGACAAACAUUACUGACAGAUCAAACAUUUAAAAAAACGCAAUUAGGUAGUACAUUCUUCUGACAGACCUCUUCUCUUCAGGUCCGUGCCCACAUAGCAGAGGGCAGUGUGGGGUUGCAUUCCAAAUGGCACCUUAUCCCAUAUAUAUAUAUAUAUAAAGGGCACUACUGUUGACCAAGGCCUAUAAGGACUAGGAUGCCACUUCGGACGCAACUCUCAUAAGCCCACGGAGCCGCUCACACACUCGACAUCGUGGCUCUAAAAUAAUUGGAUUGGUAUAAGAAAAGUCUGGAGAUAAGUUCCACCAUUUUGAAUCCAUGAGAAGGCGUGUUCAAGUGCAAACUUCAGGAGAAGGGUAAAGAAUCAGGAAGCAGCCCCAGUCAUUGACCAAGGUCUGCCGUUUUAACCCCAGUCAUUGACCAAGGUCUGCCGUUUUAACCCCGGUCAUUGACCAAGGUCUGCCGUUUUAACCCCAGUCAUUGACCAAGGUCUGCCGUUUUAACCCCAGUCAUUGACCAAGGUCUGCCGUUUUAACCCCAGUCAUUGACCAAGGUCUGCCGUUUUAACCCCAGUCAUUGACCAAGGUCUGCCGUUUUAACCCCAGUCAUUGACCAAGGUCUGCCGUUUAACCCCAGUCAUGACCAAGGUCUGCCGUUUUAACCCCAGUCAUUGACCAAGGUCUGCCGUUUUAACCCCAGUCAUUGACCAAGGUCUGCCGUUUUUAACCCCAGUCAUUGACCAAGGUCUGCCGUUUUAACCCCAGUCAUUGACCAAGGUCUGCCGUUUUAACCCCAGUCAUUGACCAAGGUCUGCCGUUUUAACCCCAGUCAUUGACCAAGGUCUGCCGUUUUAACCCCAGUCAUUGACCAAGGUCUGCCGUUUUAACCCCAGUCAUUGACCAAGGUCUGCCGUUUUAACCCCAGUCAUUGACCAAGGUCUGCCGUUUUAACCCCAGUCAUUGACCAAGGUCUGCCGUUUUAACCCCAGUCAUUGACCAAGGUCUGCCGUUUUAACCCCAGUCAUUGACCAAGGUCUGCCGUUUUAACCCCAGUCAUUGACCAAGGUCUGCCGUUUUAACCCCAGUCAUUGACCAAGGUCUGCCGUUUUAACCCCAGUCAUUGACCAAGGUCUGCCGUUUUAACCCUUCAGCCAUCAGUCUCGAUGUCCUUACGUCCCAUUCUCCUGUAAAUGGCUUAGACUCCAGUGCACAGCUUCUGCAUUUUACAAUAGUUUCUGCAAAAUUUUUUAUUCUUUGUAUAAUGAUGACAAAUUUAAAAUCGGUUUGGCAGUUUGUUUUGAAAACCGCCAUCGUACAAAAACAAAACGUAGCUAGCUGAUGCUAUGGGGUCUGUGGAUGGAGGAGGACAGCAUCAAUGUGUUGAAUAGAUGCUUUGGCUCACAGGUCAGGAGGACAGGGUUGGGACCCAUAUGGCUCUCUGUAGUGCACUAUAAAGGGAAUAUGGUGCAAUUUAGGACCCAUAUGGCUCUGGUCAAAUGUAGUGCACUAUAAAGGGAAUAUGGUGCAAUUUAGGACCCAUAUGGCUCUGGUCAAAUGUAGUGCACUAUAAAGGGAAUAUGGUGCAAUUCAGGACCCAUAUGGCUCUGGUCAAAUGUAGUGCACUAUAAAGGGAAUAUGGUGCAAUUUAGGACCCAUAUGGCUCUGGUCAAAUGUAGUGCACUAUAAAGGGAAUAUGGUGCAAUUUAGGACCCAUAUGGCUCUGGUCAAAUGUAGUGCACUAUAAAGGGAAUAUGGUGCAAUUUAGGACCCAUAUGGCUCUGGUCAAAUGUAGUGCACUAUAAAGGGAAUAUGGUGCAAUUUAGGACCCAUAUGGCUCUGGUCAAAUGUAGUGCACUAUAAAGGGAAUAUGGUGCAGUUUGGGACGCACCCACAGGUAACAACCAUGCUUCAGUUCCUCUAGUAUCCUCUCUCCAUCACUUACAGAAAGGAGGAUGAGGCUGGGGUUAGUUAAUGGUGGUGAAGGAUGAGGCUGGGGUUAGUUAAUGGUGGUGAAGGAUGAGGCUGGGGUUAGUUAAUGGUGGUGAAGGAUGAGGCUGGGGUUAGUUAACGGUGGUGAAGGAUGAGACUGGGGUUAGUUAAUGGUGGUGAAGGAUGAGGCUGGGGUUAGUUAACGGUGGCAGGAUGAGGCUGGGGUUAGUUAAUGGUGGUGAAGGAUGAGGCUGGGGUUAGUUAAUGGUGGCAGGAUGAGGCUGGGGUUAGUUAAUGGUGGUGAAGGAUGAGGCUGGGGUUAGUUAAUGGUGGCAGGAUGAGGCUGGGGUUAGUUAAUGGUGGCAGGAUGAGGCUGGGGUUAGUUAAUGGUGGUGAGGAUGAGGGGCUGGGGUUGUUAAUGGUGGCAGAUGAGGCUGGGUUAGUUAAUGGUGGUGAAGGAUGAGGCUGGGGUUAGUUAAAUGGUGGCAGGGCUGUGGGCUGGGGUAGUAUGGUUGGUUGAAGAUGAGGCUGGGGUUAGUUAAUGGUGGCCGGGACUGUGGCUGGGGUAGUUAAUGGUGGGAAGGAUGUGAGGCUGGGGUUAGUUAAUGGUGGGCAGGAUGAGGUGGGGGUAGUUAACGGUGGCAGGAUGAGCUGGGGGUUAGUUUUAAUGGUGGCAGGAAUGAGGCUGGGGGUUAGUUAAUGGUGGCAGGAUGAGGCUGCGGGUUAGUUAAUGGUGGCAGGAUGAGGCUGGGGUUAGUUUCAUGGUGGCAGGAUGAGGCUGGGGUAGUUAAUGGUGGCAGGAUGAGGCUGGGUUAGUUAACGGUAGGUUGAAGGAUGAGGCUGGGGUUAGUUAACGGUGGUGAAGGAUGAGGCUGGGGUUAGUUAAUGGUGGCAGGAUGAGGCUGGGGUUAGUUAAUGGAGGCUGGGGUUAGUUAAUGGUGGCAGGAUGAGGCUGGGGUUAGUUAACGGUGGUGAAGGAUGAGGCUGGGGUUAGUUAAUGGUGGUGAAGGAUGAGGCUGGGGUUAGUUAACGGUGGUGAAGGAUGAGGCUGGGGUUAGUUAACGGUGGUGAAGGAUGAGGCUGGGGUUAACAGUCGGUGGUGAAGGAUCAGACCACAAUGCAUCAGUGCUUCUACAUCUGCAUUGCUUGAUGUUUGGGGUUUUAGGCUGGGUUUCUGUAUAGCACUUUGUGACAUCUGCUGAUGUAAAAAGGGCUUUUUAAAAACAUUUGAUUGAACUCUCAUCCCAAGACUCCAACCAGUCCCCUCGGUGGCCAAUGGGAGGCCAGAGACUGUUUGUUAUACUUCCUGUUAGAAUGUUCUGGUAAAGCAUUGGAACCUGUUUUAAUCAGCUUACGCUUGGUCUAAAACAGUAGGGUGACACUUGACGACAUGGUUCUCAGAAGACGAGAAGCUUCUCCGUAUAAAGCUUGGUUGAUCUCCAUGGUCGAAAAUGGUUCAGGAUCUUUGACCUAUUUAAAAGUCUGACAGUAAAAUCAGUAACACCCACACCACCUGUCUUAGACAUUGUACCUUCUCGACUAGGUCCAACUGCUUAGCAGUUAUAGUGUGACAGACAUCCUUGGUGUUGGAUCUCUGGAAGCUACAGAAGUGGCGCUAUUGAGCCAAUUGCAGCCCCGCCUAAACAAAAUAACAAGCAAAACUAAAACUGUAGUCCAUCAAUGUCAGGAGGUAAAGCAUUUGGUGAUCAUUGGCUAAAGGCCAGGCUGAAAACCAGAGGAAAGUUAUUUCCUUCUGUCCAUCCUUAAUUACUUCUAAUCCUCCUUCCACUGUGAAGAGUUGAAACUGCAGGCACUGAGCACUGGGAUGCAAAUGAAACCGCAUCACCAGACAAAUGUUUCCUCCCUCUCUUUUCUCACUCCUUCCACUUAUGAGUUUUUUAAAUCUUCCCAGCUCACCAGACCGUGUAAAGUCCCUGUCGGCAGAGACAGAAGUGUAGUCUCAUCAGGCAGAGCUCUGGACACCUCUACCUGGGGUCCUCAAAGCGCCAAUGCUACAACAUGGCCUUUGGAGACUACGUUUCCCAGAGUGCAGUGCUUCUGCUUUGUCCUCUGGUUGGCUAGCUACCACAGCUAAAACAAUACAGUAUGAAGAUCGGCAGAAACUGCUUCUCCAAUAGAAAUCCUAGGUCAUGGCAACUUGGCUAGCUAAGCUCAUGCGUAGAAACACGUCAUUGGCUCGAGACGACCAAACUGCAUGUGCUGGCUGUCAAAGCAAAGGGACUCCUUCAAUAUAAAGUAGUUUUUGAAGAAAAUGAAAACGUGUCAGUUUGUCACUUUCACGAGGUUGGAGCGAUAACAUGUUCAGCUACUGAAGACAUUGGCUUGAAUCUAGGCCUUUUAGAUUUAGAGAACAUUCACAACUCAGGAAUUUUACUUCUCAAACCCCUGCUUGGUCUGUUUCGCUAGCGUUCCCGAUUUAGUCUCGCGACGUUGCGCCUUUGCGUUUAGAAACUGACCAGAGUGGAACAGGAAGGCUCCUCCAGAUUUCCUGAUUCAUGUGAUCUGGGCCAGGGUGGACAUGGUUCAUAGGUGGACUGGAGAGGCGCUAGCUGUCUGGUGAAGGGAUACCAACAUCCGCUAGCUGCCCCUCACAGCCUUUAGCCUCUCUCUGAAGAGAUGGAAGAACAGGAGGCAGGAUGGGAGGACAAAAGAGAGGACGGGGACGAGAACGAGGAGAUCAGAGUCUGGGGUGUUGGUCCGUCUUCUAGGAGAGGAUUUCCAGGAUGUAGAAGACCAGCUCCAUGACGACGGGGCCCUCGCUGAGUUGACCCGCCCCUCUGUGGAUGACCGGGAUCAGAGUUCUGUCCAGGUCACUCAGGUAAUGGGAGGGGAGAGGCUGGCCGUUACUACCUGCUAG